Molecule: messenger RNA, 50210 nt
Organism: Rhopalosiphum maidis (corn leaf aphid)
Lineage: Eukaryota; Metazoa; Arthropoda; Insecta; Hemiptera; Aphididae
Molecular function (GO): calcium ion binding
Source: RefSeq, a predicted model, not a curated record
AUUUUUUUUUUCUAAAACCGUAUUGUUGAGUGCAUCAGAUAAAAGUGAUUUGUUAUAUUAAUAUAAUAUAAUCGUUAUUUAUAUUUUGUGUUCGCGUAUAUUCGCAUUGUGUGAUACACUAUCAUGUACAUCGAACACACGUGACAAAACAUGCCAAAAUACGUGAAAAUGAAAUGCAUCCUGCCUGCAGUGUUAUGGCUGUGGCAACUCAUCAGUUUGGUAAAUGCUCAAGGCGGAAUUGGAUUUGGAAUAAAAAGAGAAAUAUUCUUUUUGAACUUGGAAGACGGAUACUUUGGAUGUCAAGUUAAUGAGUCUACAACGGUAUUACAAUUAUAUGAGCUUUCAAGGCUAUGCGAUGGCAAACAGGACUGUUACAAAGGAUCCGACGAACUGAGACGAGAACUCAAGUGCACGAACGACUGCGAGGCUAAAGAAGGAACGCCCUGUCAGAACGGCGCGUGUCUCGACUCCCUUUGCCAUUGUAACGACGGAUACGGUGGAUGUUCGUGUCAAGUGCCAGAUGAGAACGAAUGCAAAUACCGGCCGUGUGACGUGUUCGCUCAUUGCACCAACACGCUGGGCAGCUUCACGUGUUCUUGUUUUCCAGGAUACGUCGGCGAUGGGUUUCACUGCCAAGAUAUCAACGAAUGCGAGGAUCCAGCCAUCGUCAGUAGGUGCGUACAAAACGCCGAAUGCUGUAAUUUGCCGUCUCAUUUCUUAUGCAAAUGUAAGCCGGGAUACGUCGGCGACGGCGAAGUCGAGUGCAAAGACAUCGACGAGUGUUUGAGACCAGACGCUUGCGGCAACAACGCAAUAUGCAGGAACACGCCGGGAAACUACACGUGCGACUGUCAGCAAGGAUUUGUGGGCAACCCGUACGACGGGUGUGUGGACGUAAACGAGUGUAGUCUGCCGAACGCUUGCGGUCCCGGUUCUCUAUGUACAAAUUUUCCGGGCGGUCACCACUGUGAGUGUCCGGAAGGGUACGCGGGCGAUGCGUACGGCGCCGGAUGUCACGACGUGGACGAAUGUUCGCGAUCUCCUUGUGGAAAAGACGCACAGUGCCACAACAACGAAGGCAGUUUUCGGUGUACUUGUCCUCCGGGAUUUGUCGGCGACCCGUUCCACUCUUGUAAAGAUGUGGAUGAGUGCGAGUCUUCGCCGUGCGGUCCCAACGCCGUGUGCUCAAACUCAGCCGGCAACUACACAUGCUCCUGCGCGACCGGAUAUACCGCGUCCGCGGAGGAAAUGAGAGCAGGAAGUGGAUGCGCGGACGUCAAUGAGUGCGGAGCACCAUCCAGCCCGUGCGGGGUCAACGCCAAAUGCACAAACGUCCCUGGCUCGUACACCUGCCAAUGUCCGCCCGGGUUCACCGGGUCCGCGAUAGAACACUGCCAAAAUAUCAAUGAAUGCGAACACUCGCCAUGUGGAAAUAAUACCAUUUGCACGGACACAGUCGGUAGUUUUGUCUGUUCGUGCAAAGAAGACUAUACAGGUGACCCGAUGAAAGGAUGUCAAGAUAUAAACGAAUGCGAAGUCUUAAGUAAGCCUUGUGGUCCCAACGCGGUCUGUGAGAAUGCCAGCCCUGGAUUUAAUUGUCUUUGUCCACAAGGAUAUUCUGGCAAACCGGAUCCAAAAGUUGCUUGCGAACAAGUUGACGUUACGGUUUUAUGUAAAUCCAACUUUGAUUGUACCACUAAUGCUGAGUGCACUGAAGGUCAAUGUUUUUGUAAGAACGGAUUUAAUGCCAAAGGAUCAGUGUGUGUGGACAUUGACGAGUGCCUCGCUCAACCAUGUGGACCAUAUUCUAUGUGUUCAAACACCCCCGGUGGAUUCCAUUGUCAAUGUCAAACGGGAUAUGUAGGUGCCCCACCAAGAAUUCAGUGCAAAGCUCCUUGCGAAGACGUCAAAUGUGGAACACACGCUUAUUGCAAACCUAACGGUCAAGAAGCGUACUGUAUAUGUGAAGAAGGCUGGACAUACAAUCCCAAUGAUUUAUCUUUAGGAUGUGUUGAUAUCGACGAAUGUGACAAAGUAAAUGGACCGUUUGGACGGUGUGGAGGAAAUACGUUAUGUACAAAUACACCAGGAAGUUUUGGAUGUCAAUGUAAACCUGGAUUUACCGGAAACGCGUUUAAACAGUGCACUGAUAUAAACGAAUGUUCUGACACCAACAGUUGCGGAAAAGAUGCUUUAUGUAUUAAUUUACCUGGUUCAUUUGAUUGUGUGUGCCCUGGAGGUUCCAUACCUGAACCAGAUCCGUUUAUCAAAUGUACCAAAGUAAUUAAUUGCACAGCUGAUAGCGAAUGUCCAGGAAACUCUGUUUGUGGUAAUCAAAAGCGUUGUUUCUGCCCCGAGCCAAACGUCGGAGAUGAUUGCAGACAUCCAUGCGAAGACGUACAAUGUGGUCCCAAUUCUGAGUGUAUGUUGCUCAACAAAGAUGCUCAGUGUCUAUGUUCGGCAGGAUAUACAGGAAAUUCAAACAUAGGAUGUACAGAUAUUGACGAAUGCAAGGGUAAUCCUUGUGGUCCGGGAGCAGUAUGUAACAAUGAGCCAGGAUCGUUUUCUUGUCAAUGUCCGGGUGGAAUAAGUGGAGACCCGUUCAGAGAAGGAUGUUCGCAAGCUAAAAGUCCUACACAAUGUAGUGCGAAGUCUCCAUGUCCGGGAUCUGAGAUAUGUGUUCAAGAUGAGUUUGUUGGCGAAAGUGUUUGUAUAUGUCAAAGAGGUUACAUAAGGGACCCGAAAACUGGUAAAUGUAGAGAUGCCAAUGAAUGUACGGAACUCAGAGACAAACCUGCUUGCGGAGUUAAUGCCGUUUGUAAAAAUCUUCCUGGAAGUUAUGAGUGUCAGUGUCCUCCAGGCUUCAACGGAAACCCUUUCUCUAGCUGUGAAGAAUGCAAUUCAUUAGAAUGUCAAUGUAGACCACCAUAUCAAAUCGUUAAUGGAGAGUGCACAUUAGCUGGCUGUAAUAAAGGAAAAUGUCCAGCUGGUGCUGAAUGCGUGUCCAUUGCUGGCGGAGUAAGCUAUUGUGCUUGUCCAAAAGGAUAUAGACCUAGAGAAGAUGGAUCAUGUUACGAUGUAGACGAAUGUGAAGAAAAAAUACAUUCAUGUGGAUACGGUGCUGAAUGUAUCAAUAAACCUGGCACACAUGAAUGUUUAUGUCCAGUUGGCUACAGUGGAGAUCCACAUCAUGGAUGUUCUCGUAGUCAAAAGAAAUGUAUAAAAGAUUCAGAUUGCUUAUUAAACGAGAAUUGUAUUCAACCAGGAGUUUGUGUUUGUCCCGUACCAUACUAUACCGAUGUUCUUGACAACAAUCUCUGCAAAAGUCCUUGUGAUCGAUUUCCAUGUGGCGUGAAUGCACAAUGUACACCGAGUGAUCCUCCAAAAUGUUUGUGUCUACCUGGAUAUAAAGGAGAUCCUUUGCACGGUUGUGAAGAUGUCGAUGAAUGUAAAGAUAAUCCGUGUGCUUUGGGGUCACAAUGCAUAAAUGAAAAAGGUCAUUACAAAUGUAUUUGUCCGAUUGGCACAAAUGGUGAUCCUUACUCUGUUGGUUGUUUAGGAAAAGAAGCACCAGAGUUUGAGUGUUCUACGGACGAUGAAUGCGUUGCACAGUUAGCAUGUGUUAAAGGAACUUGUACUAACCCUUGUAAUCUUUUACCUUGUGGUCAAAAUGCUUACUGUGAAUCUGAAAAACAUGCUGCAUGGUGUAGAUGUAGUGCUGGUUAUGUAGAAUCUAUAUUUGGUGAAUGCGUUUCACCGUGUGAUGGAUAUAUUUGUGGCCACGGUGCACAGUGUAUAGUGUCGCCACAAGGACCUACGUGCAAAUGUUUAGAAGGUUCUAUUGGAAAUCCAUUUGCUGGGGGCUCUUGUGAGCCAGAUACUUGCUCAAGCACCAGCCCAUGUGUCGCGCCUAAUAUUUGCGUUGCUGGACGAUGUAAAGAGAAAUGUCAAGAUCAUUUUUGUGGUAUUGGGGCUAGUUGUAAUCAUGAAACUAACGAUUGCGUUUGUAAUCCAUUAUUCAUUGGAGAUCCAAAUUACCUGUGCAUGCCACCUAUUGCAAUGCCUUCGUGUUAUCCUGGAUGUGGGAUUAACGCGCACUGUGAAUAUGAUGUGUUGAAUGAGAACAAAUGUGUUUGUAAUUCUGGAUUCAUAGGAAAUCCAUAUGAAGAAUGUGAUUCUCAAUCUAAAAAAUCUUGUUCAAAUAUGACGUGUGGAACUGGAGCAUUAUGUAAAGAAAAAUUAAAUUCUAUUGAAUGUAACUGUCCAUCAGGAUUUAAAGGAAAUCCUUACGUUCAAUGUGUUGAUAUUGACGAAUGUUUGAUUUCGGCUUGUGGUAACAAUGCGGUUUGUAUCAACACAAUUGGAAGUUAUGAUUGUAGAUGUAUUGAAGGUUACGUGGGAAAUCCAUUUUUAGAAUGUUCAGCUAAAAUGCCACAAAUUUGUCGUGAUCCAUUGACUUGUCAAUGUUCAAAAAAUGUUCCAUGUCCAAUAGGAUACGUUUGUAAUCGUGGAAAAUGUGAAAAUCAAUGUGAUAAUAUCAAGUGCGGUGUUAGAGCUGGAUGUGUAUUCGGUAAAUGCGUAUGUCCACCGGGUUUGAUUGGCGAUCCUUACAAUUUUAAAACCGGAUGUAAAUCACACGGCCAGUGUACAAACGAUGGCGAUUGCAAAGAUACAGAAAUAUGUUUCCAUAUUAAUAAAGAAGCUAGAAAAUGUGUUGAUGGCUGUAGUAAAUUACAGUGUGGACCCAAUGCAGUUUGUGUUACUGAAGGUCAUCGUUCGUCGUGUAUUUGUACCGAAGGAUAUUUUGGAAAUCCUGGAGACUUAUACCUAGGUUGUAAACUCGAAAGGGUGGCACCUAAAGGAGAAUGUAGAACAGACAAAGACUGCAACUCGACAAGUAAAGUAUGUUCCAUAAUAUCAGAUGGAAUAUCUUCUUGUGUUAGUGCAUGUACUCGAGUAGCAUGUGGACCAGAUGAAAUUUGUUUACUGGAAAAAAAUGGCGCACCCGUUUGUUCAUGUCGUCCAGAGUUUGUAUGGAAUCCAGUUAUAUCUAAGUGUGAAAAGCCUUCAUUGCCUGACUGCUCAGUCGAUGCUGAUUGUAAAGAAAAUGAAUCAUGUAAACCAGAUGCGUUGGGAGUAUUAAAAUGCAUAUCAGUUUGUAUCGAAUUAACGUGUCCAUUUAAUUCAAUAUGUGUAGCUAAUAAUCACGAAGGUAGCUGUCAAUGUAUACCGGGUUAUGUAGGAAACACAAAUGAUCGAAAUGGUUGUCACCCUAUGAAAAAAAGUAGCUGCCAACAAGACGUUGAAUGUUUACCUUCUGAAGCUUGCUUAGAAGAUCCAGCAAGCAAAUUAAAAUCAUGCAAAUCAGUGUGUGAUCAUACCAUAUGUGGCCUAAAUUCUAUUUGUGUGGCAAAUAAUCAUGUGGCUCAAUGCCAAUGUCCUCCUGGUACAUUUACUGGUGAUCCAUAUGACUCAAAUGGUUGCCAAGAAGUAUCAUGUGUAUAUAAUGACGAUUGUCCACAAACACAAGUUUGCAACAGACAAUCACAUUCAUGCAUGAAUGUGUGUGACAAAGAUACUUGUGGAACUAAUUCGGUUUGUCUUGCUGAUGGACACACAUCUGUAUGUCAAUGCCCACCUGGUUUUAAACCUGAUCCUGUUCCUGAAAUAUCUUGUGAAGCCAUAGAAGUGUGCGACGAGUCAUCGUGUCAUUUCACUGCCAUAUGUGAAUCUAAUCCUAACUCAGGAUACAUUUGUAAGUGUCCACCUGGCCAUAUCGGAGAUGCUUAUACGGAAGGAUGUAGACAAGAAGGCUUAUGUCCAAACGGAAAUAUUGAUUGUCCAUUGUUAAGUGUCUGCCAAUCCGGUAGAUGUAUAAAUCCGUGUGAAAAAUCUUGUGGUAUAAACACAAUAUGUAACAUUAUUGAAAGAAAACCAAUUUGUUCGUGUCCCGAUAAUUUUGAACCUAUUCAUGGUGAACCAAAAAUUGGAUGUGUCAGAUCAGUUACUAAAUGUUUUAAUGACUUGGAAUGCAAAGGCGGUGUUUGUUCGAAUGGAGAGUGUAAAGUGGUUUGUCGGAACAUUGAUGACUGCUCUUCUGGUGAAAGAUGUGUACAAAACAAAUGUGAAAUUCCAUGCGCUGGACAUUCUCAAUGUAUGUCGGCACAAGCGUGUAUAAAUGGAGUUUGUACACUAGGGUGUCGAAGUAAUAAGGAUUGUCUAAGCAAUGAGUCCUGCAUAAACGCUAAAUGUCAAAAUCCAUGUAAACGUGAUGGUGUGUGUGGAAUAAAUUCAAAAUGUAGUACUAUUGAUCAUAACGCUAUUUGCACCUGUAACAAAGGGUUUCAACCAAAUCCUGUUCCAGAAGAGUCUUGUGUGCGAUCGAAUAACAUAUGUCAUAAUAAUAUCCAGUGUGGAUUAGGCCAAGAGUGCAAUGGAAACAUAUGCAAAGUUGUAUGCUUGAGCGGAAUGGAUUGUGCUGAAGGAGAACGAUGUACAAGUAACAAAUGUGAAAAAGUUUGCUUUACUGCAAGUAAUUGCUUGACGGGUGAAGUUUGUGUGGAAGGAAUUUGUAGACAAGGGUGUUCUUUGGAUUCAGAUUGUGAUACCAGCCAAAUCUGUAUAGGCAACAAGUGCCGAUGUGGAAGUGGUUAUGAAAGUUCUCCCACUGGUUGCAAAGAUAUCAAUGAAUGUAUGCAAAAUCCAUGCCAUCCAAGUGCUAAAUGCUUAAAUACACCAGGAUCUUUUCAAUGUUUAUGUUCAGAUGGUAAAGUAGGAGAUCCUUACACUGAACCGGGUUGUAAUAAACCGAACGAAUGUAAAAAACACGAGAACUGUGCUUCAAAUUUAGCUUGUGUAAAUGGAAAAUGCACAGAACUGUGUAAUGAUGCAUGUGGAAAUAAUGCAUUAUGUCAUAUGAUUGAGCAUGCACCAGCAUGUACUUGUCCAUCUGGAUAUUUAGGAGAUGCUUUUGAUAAAAAUGUUGGGUGUUUCAAAGUUGAGUGUCUGGUUAACGAAGAUUGUCCAAAUGACAAAAUUUGUCAUACUAAUAGCAACAAAUGUACAAGCCCGUGUGAUUUGAUAAAUUGUGGUCAUGGUAAUUGUAAGGCAUACAAGCAUAAAGGCAUAUGUACUUGUAACAAUGGAUAUGAACUGAAAAAUGAUAAAUGUCAAGAUGUUGACGAAUGUAAACAAAGUCCGUGUCAUAAAACAGCAAGAUGUGAAAAUACGCCUGGAUCAUUUACAUGUAUCUGUCCUGACGGACUGUUGGGCAAUCCAAAUGCUGAAGGGUGUCAUUAUCCGAACAGUUGUUCUACUAACAACGACUGUCCAGAAAGUGCAAUUUGUCAUCAGAAUCAAUGCAAAAAUCCUUGUGCAGAUAACAAAGUAUGUGGUCGUAAUGCAGUUUGCUCAGUUCAACGUCAUGAAAUUCAAUGCCAAUGUCCUUUAAAAACACAGGGUGAUCCCAAGGUGGAGUGUAUGAAAAUUGAAUGUUCAAACAACAAUGAUUGUACUUCGGGAAAUGCUUGCGUGAACUCGAAAUGUGUAAAUCCGUGUUCUGUACCUAAAGUAUGUGGAGAGAAUACUGAUUGCAGUAUACAAAAUGAUGCUGCUAUGUGUAACUGUAAAGCAGGGUACACAGGUGAUCCUCAUUUAGGCUGUACGUCAAUAUUGUACUGUGCGUCUAAUAGCCAAUGUCCCACUACAACUAAAUGUAAUAAUGGAAUAUGUACAGUGGAAUGUAACUUGGCAAGAGAUUGCGUUGGAAACGAACUUUGUAUUGGAAAUAUAUGUCAACCAACCUGUCACGGCAAUACUAGUUGUCCAGAAUUUCAAUAUUGUCAGAACAAUAUAUGCAUUCAAGAGUUACGAUGCUUUACAAAUGAUAACUGUGAAAAUACACAAAUUUGUAAGACAAAUACAAUAGGACAGACCCAAUGUACUGACGUUUGUGAAGAAGUUAUUUGUGGAAGGCAUGCUGAAUGCUCAGCAGUUGACCAUCAACCAGUAUGUAAUUGUGAGCCUGGAUACCAUGGAAACCCACACAUCGGUUGCCACAAAAUUGAAUGCUAUGAAAACGAAGACUGUACAAAUGAUAAAAUAUGUGAAGAUCACAUGUGUAAAAUAUCAUGUCUAGCAAACAACCCGUGUGGACCAAACGCUUUAUGCUCUGCAGAAAAUCACCAACAAGUUUGUUAUUGUCAACCAGGAUAUACAGGAGAUCCGUAUUUUGGUUGUGAUGUAUUGGAUUUAUGUGAAGCAGCGCCUUGUGGGCCAGGAGCUAGAUGUGAUAACUCAAGAGGUUCCUUCAAAUGUCUAUGUCCACUUGGAACUGUGGGAGAUCCGUACAAAGACGGUUGUCAUUCACCAGUUGAAUGUCAAAUCGACGAAGACUGCCCUCCAGCAGCGCAUUGUGUUCAAACUAAUGGUAUUCCUAAAUGUCAAGACAACUGUGAAAAAGUAAAAUGUGGUCCAAAUGCUGAGUGUGGAACGUCAGCACAUUAUGGCUCCUGUAUAUGUCACUCAGGAUAUCAAGGAGAUCCAAAUGAUUUAAAUAUUGGAUGUAGACCUAGGGCUGUAGCAUGCACUUCAAAUCAGCAAUGUCCAAGUAAUACAUACUGCUACAAUGGGGCUUGUAAAUCAUCUUGUCAAUCGGAUGCAGAAUGUGGUCUUUCUGAACAAUGUUUACAAGGCCAGUGUAAUAAUCCAUGUGAACGACAAGGCUCAUGUGGAUUAAAUGCUAAUUGUAAAGUGAUUAAUCAUGUUAAGCACUGUUCAUGUCCCGCUGGAUUUACAGGUGGCAGUGAAAUUGAAUGUGUUCGAAUUCCUGUUGCUUGUGAGAUCAAUGAAAACUGUUAUCCAAAUAGUACAUGUCAUCAAUCUGUUUGUCAACCUGAUUGUCAAGCCGACAAUCACUGUGCGUUAAAUGAAAAAUGUUUUAAAAACCAUUGCGCGUUAACUUGCAGAGUAGAUAAUGACUGCUUUUUAGGACAUAUAUGCCUGAAUAAUAUGUGUUUAUUUGGAUGUAAAUCGAAUGAAGAUUGCGCUUCCGUAGAGUCUUGUAGAGAUAAUGUAUGCACAAAUCCUUGUGUGGCAAUGCCCUGUGGACCAAAUGCCAUCUGUACGGUUGCUAAUCAAAGGGCCAUGUGUUCUUGUCGAGUUGGAUUUGUUCCCAAUCCUACAGCUAAAAUAGCAUGUAUUAGAACUCCGGCAGAACCAUGUAACGAAAAUCAAGAAUGUCCUGCGAAUUAUUCAUGUAAAGAUAAUUCCUGUCAACCAGUAUGUUCUUCUGACGCUAGUUGUCACGGAAAUGAGAAGUGCGAUAUGUCAGUAUCUAUAUGUAAACCUUUGUGUCGCAAGGACGACGAUUGUCGAAGUGGAGAAAUUUGUAAUGGGUUAGUGUGCAACGUUGGCUGUAGAAGCGACACAGACUGUCCACAUGAUAGAUCUUGCAUUAACAACAAGUGUAGAGAUAUAUGUGAAUCUCCAACUGCGUGUGGUGUAAAUGCAUUAUGUUCUGUUUCAAAUCACCAAAAACAAUGUAGCUGCCCUUUACUGCUCGAAGGUGAUCCUCUGUUUGCUUGUAGAUAUCCAAUGAUAAGCUGCAAAGGAAACAGUGAUUGUAGUUCAGGCCAAACUUGCUAUACAUCUACUUGUCAAGCAGUGUGCCAAACGGACUUGGAGUGCUUAUCUGAUGAACGGUGUCAUAACGGAAUUUGCAAAGCCGUGUGUAAUUCAGACUCUAAAUGUAAUCCUAAUCAGAUUUGCGAAAAUCGUUUGUGUGUUGGAGGUUGUCACAGUGAUACUUCAUGUCCCGAUAAUGAAGCGUGUAUCGACAAACAAUGUAGAGCUCCUUGUGACAGUGCUACUACUUGUGGGCCGUGUGCCGAAUGUAAAGUCAUUAAUCACGGAGUGCAAUGUAGUUGUAUGGCUGGCUUUAACGGAAACCCAUUAAUCGGAUGCGUUAAAUCGAUUUUAAAAUGCGAUGGGACGUGUCCCUGUGAUUUGGAAACUGGCUAUUGCAUAAAACGCUGUGCGGCUAAUAAAGACUGUUCGUGUGGAGAAAUAUGUCAUAAAGAUACGUGUACAACGAAAUGUAGUUCCAGCACGAAUUGUCCAACAGGUCAUAUAUGUUCGGAUGGACUAUGCGUUGUCGGAUGUCGUACUAAUGCAGAUUGUGCGAAUGACCGGUCUUGUCAAAAUGGAAAAUGCAAAAAUCCUUGUGACGUCGUUUCAGCAGGAAUACCGUGUGGAAACAAUUCUGAAUGUCAUGUCAACGAUCAUAGAGCCGUUUGUAUGUGUCCCGACGGGUUCCAGGGAGAACCCAAUAUUGAAUGUGUUAGAUAUACUUGUGACAAGGAUGAUGAUUGUGAGACAAACAAAAAAUGUGGUUCUGACAAAGUAUGUAGAAAUCCAUGUUUGGAGCAAGGUGCUUGUGGAUCAAAUGCACAAUGUAGAGUUACAAAUAGAAUGGCUUAUUGUACGUGUCCACUUGGAUAUUAUGGAAAUGCUCAACUUGAAUGCAAGCCAGGAACGGCGGAUAAGUGUGCGUCGAACCCGUGCGGACAGAACAGCCGGUGCAAAGACAUUGCCGGAGGUUACGAGUGCCUUUGCCCUCCUGGUUGUACAGGUGACCCAAGCAAACGAUGCGUAUGCGAACAAGCUCAACAGCGGUCGGACCCGUGUAAGAACGUCAUUUGCGGAAAACAUGCACUCUGCCAACCGGUGAACGACCAGGACGCCAAAUGCUACUGCCCGACGGAAUAUCCUGCGGGAAAUCCAUACGUGCAAUGCGAAAUGAAAAAAUUACCCUCAGACUGUAGGACAAACGGUUGCGGAAAGGGCGCUAUCUGUCAACCGACGGGCAGUGCGGGAUCGACGGUGUACAUCUGCCAGUGCCCGCCCGGCACGACUGGUUCUCCGCAAAAAGAGUGCUCCCAAGCGGUCGAAUGCGCCGACGACGGUCAGUGUACAAACGAAAAGACGUGCAUCGACGGACGUUGCGUUGACGCGUGUAGCGUGAGAGACACCUGCGGCUUGAACGCUCUAUGCCGGCCGGUGUUGCACAGGGCCCAGUGCGCGUGCCCAGACUGUUACGCGGGCGACCCGGCGGUGGGAUGCGCGCCGGACCCGAGCAGCUGUGUGCAGCGCGCCGGCGACGGACCGGCCGCGGCGUCCCGGUGCGCCGUGGACUCGGACUGCCCGGCGUCGCGGGCGUGCAGCCCAGUUGACGGCGCGUGUCGCGAUCCGUGCGACGGGCUGUCGUGCGACCCACCCCGGGCCUGCAUGGUCCGCAACCACCGGGCGCGAUGCGCGUGCAAGUACGGCUUCGCCGUCAGCGAGCUGGGCGAGUUGUCGUGCGCGCCCGCCGAACGCGAGUGCCGGGCCGACGCUGACUGCGCGCCGCACCUCCGGUGCACGGGACAGGGCCGAUGCCUGAGUCCGUGCGACGGCGGCGGUGCGGGUGGCCCGUGCCCGGCCGACAAGCGGUGUCUGGUGCUCGAUCACCGGGCCGUGUGCGUGUGCGCCGACAACUGUGCGCCAACCGCGUCCAUGUGCCUCCGGGACGCCGGUUGCCCGGAGCACGAGGCGUGCGUCAACUUUGCGUGCGUCGACCCGUGCGCGAACGUCACGUGUCCCGCGGACGCCCCGUGCGGCGUGGACGGGCACCGGGCCGUGUGCAAGUUCUGUCCGGCCGGUUACAGUGCCGAUUCGAAGUCGGGAUGUCUGAAAGUGGUCGGAUGCUCCGCGCACUACGAAUGUCCGUCCGGACAAGCUUGCAUUGCGAAUCAGUGCCAAAACCCGUGUCAACACAACAAUCCAUGUAAUUCACAACAAGACUGUCAAGUACAAGACCAUCAACCAGUUUGCUUGAAAUUAUGCCAAUGCCAAAAGAAUGAACACUGCCAAAACGGUUACGUGUGUGAUGGAUGCAAUUGUAUAUUAUCGAGUCAAGAUCCUAUUGCGAUCCCGGGAUGUGAGCAUUGCCCGACAGGUGUACCAUGUGAUCCGAUAACUGGAGCUUGCGCUAAAGUAACCUGUAAUACGAACAACGAUUGUACAAAUGGCGAAGUUUGCAUCCAGCAAAUUUGCCAAAACCAAUGCACCGUUCACAACCCGUGCGCUCAAAAUGCAGCGUGCAUUAACACCGCUCACGGAGUCGAUUGUAGCUGCGUAGAAGGAUUUCAAGGAAACGGAUUUGUAGGAUGUCUACCAGUUCGAUCAUACAAGCCCAUUUGUCAAUACAACGAAGACUGUCCACCAGAUAAAUUAUGUGAUCGAUUAAAUCGCGUCUGUAUAAAUCCUUGUGCGGAAGACUCUUGCGGUGAAAAUGCCGAAUGUUAUCCUGUAAACCAUGGUACAGAAUGCAGAUGUUUACAAGGCCAUCAAGGAAAUCCAUACAUAUCUUGUGCAUCAGUCACCGGAUGUCGGUCGAACAAAGAAUGCUCAACUAAUGAGGCAUGUAUAAAUGGAAAAUGCUCUAACCCAUGCCGAUGUGGUCCAAAUGCUGUAUGCGAUGUUGUGAAUCAUAAAGCAACAUGCAAAUGUCUUGCCGGCUACAACGGAAAUCCAUUAGUAGGAUGUCAAGCACCUCAAAAUCCAUGCGAUCCAAAUCCUUGUGGAAUGCACGCCCUUUGUGAAAUCGAUAAUGGAAAUCCAAUUUGUUACUGUCCGAAAGGAAUGACAGGAAAUCCAUUUAAAAGUUGCAUUCCUGAAGGUGAUGAAUGCUCGCCAAAUCCGUGUGGCCCCUACUCUGGAUGUAGAGUAGUACAAGGUUCUGCAGUUUGUUUCUGUUUAUCUGAGUAUGAAGGAGAUCCUCCUAUCACGCCUUGCCAUUUACCAACCAAUCCUUGCACACCAUCUCCAUGUGGACCUAACACACAAUGUACAUUGUUGGAUAAUGGAUUUUCCAAAUGCACAUGUUUACCAGGCUACAUUGAGAGUCCAAACACAAUACGUGGAUGUGUAGAGAAAAAGAAUCCAUGUGAGCCAAAUCCUUGUGGACAAAGCGCAGUAUGUGAUCCAAACAGGCAACCAUCAUGUUUCUGCCCCGAUCCAUUAAUUGGAAAUCCAUACAAGUUUUGUGGUGAACCACUGAAAACCUUAUGUCAACCGGGACCUUGUGGAGUAAAUGCAGAUUGUUAUGUAACUGGAAGUAAUGAACAAUGUUACUGUAAAAAUGGCUAUUCGGGAAACCCUUACAAUGGCUGUACUUUAAUUCCAACGAGUCCUUGUGAACCAAAUCCAUGUGGAAAAUAUGCAUACUGCAAAAUUUCAUCUGAAGGAAAACCAUUAUGUUCCUGUCCUGAUGGUAUGGGUGGAAACCCACUAACAGGAUGUAAAGGUCCAGAAUGUUCAACUAAUGAUGAAUGCCCAUGGGAUAAAUCAUGCUUAGGUUAUAAAUGUAAUGAUCCAUGUCCAGGAGCGUGUGGAGUAGGUGCUUCUUGCAAAGUUGAAAACCAUCGCCCCGUAUGUACAUGUAAUCGUGGACUAACUGGAAAUCCAUUAUUCCGUUGUUAUCAAAUAAGUUCAGAUCCAGCUCCAACUGGAAAUCCGUGUUUGCCCAACCCGUGUGGAAUUAAUACAGAAUGUAAAAUUCAAAAUCGUAAACCAGUUUGUUCUUGUUUACCCAAUUUCGUUGGAAAUCCUAAGACUGGAUGUCAGCCAGAGUGCGUUUUAAACACUGACUGUAAGAAUCAUCAAGCUUGUAUUGAUUACCGUUGUCGAGAUCCAUGUGCAUUUGGAAAUAUUUGCGGUCUUGGAGCUGUAUGUCAAUGCAAAGAUCAUACACCACUAUGUUCUUGCAGAGAAGGUUUUGUUGGAGACCCAUUCCUACAAUGUUUACCAAAACCUGAUGACGAGCCAUUUAAAAACAUGACUCUUCCUUGUGCGCCUUCACCAUGUGAUCCAUAUGCUUCUUGUAAUGUGUAUGGUGGUCAAAUAGCUAUGUGUGAUCCCUGCUCUUCAACUGAACAACAAUGGAAUCCACAAUGCCAUCCUCAGUGUUUAUACAACUCUGAUUGCCCGUUCAAUUUAGCUUGUGUGGGACAAAAAUGUAUUGAUCCUUGUCCAGGAUCGUGUGGUAUUCAAGCUGAAUGUACUGUUGUAUAUCAUAAUCCAAUUUGUUCAUGUCAAUCAGGAUUAAUAGGAAAUCCAUACGAACAUUGUACAACUCCAAAACAAAAUGAUGUGGCCAAGCCUCUAACAUGUGAUCAAGUACAAUGUGGAGCAAAUGCUGUAUGCAAAAAAUCAAAUGGAAUGACUAUCUGCGUUUGUCGUCAACAGUACUACGGAAAUCCAUACUUAUCGUGCAGGCCCGAAUGUGUUAUUAAUACUGAUUGUGGUCAAACAUUAGCUUGUAUUAAUAACAAAUGCGUUAAUCCUUGUUUGGGAGUAUGUGGCGUUAAUGCUCAAUGCCAAGUAGUUAAUCAUUUUCCUGUAUGUUUCUGUCAACAAGAUUAUUCAGGAGACCCGUUCGUUAGCUGCUAUCAAGCUGCUAGACCAAAUUAUCCACCAAUAAUGGGCCCAGCAGAUAAUGCUUGUGACCCCUCUCCGUGUGGUUCCAACAGCCGCUGUCAUAUUUCAGAACAAGGAUUUGCAACAUGCUCGUGCUUACCAGGAUAUCGUGGUUCUCCACCAGUAUGUAAACCAGAAUGUGUUGUAAGCGCGGAAUGUCCUCAAACUCAAGCUUGCUUAAAUCAAAAAUGUGUUGACCCAUGUCCCGGUACAUGUGGUGUUGGAGCUAAUUGUUAUUCUAUUUGCCAUAACCCGAUUUGUAGUUGUCCACCAGGACACGUUGGUGAUCCAUUCGUAAGCUGUCAUUUACCUCUUGGCGAAGAAACACCUAAAAUACCAGGAAAUCCUUGUGAACCUACACCGUGUGGUCCAAAUUCGAUUUGUGAAAUUAAAAAAGGACAUCCCGUUUGUUCAUGUUCUCCGAAUUAUAUCGGAAGUCCGCCUUAUUGUCGGCCAGAAUGUAUAAUGAAUCACGAAUGUCCACACAACAAAGCAUGUAUUCAAGAAAAAUGUCAAAACCCAUGCACAAAAUCGUGCGGCUUGAAUGCUAAAUGUGAUGUUGUUAAUCAUACACCAUUCUGUACAUGCGAACAUGGUUAUGAAGGAGAUGCAUUUAUUAGCUGUACUAGAAUCCCACCAACUGUGUUACCUGAAAUUCCAAGAGAUCCAUGUAAUCCAUCGCCAUGUGGUGAAAAUACUCAAUGUUUUAGUGAAAACAAUGGAGUUUCAAAAUGUGUGUGCAUACCACCUUAUAUCGGCAACCCUUACUCGGGAGGUUGUAGGCCUGAAUGUUUGAUGAACAGUGAUUGUAUGUCAAAUUUGGCAUGUUUGGCUAGCCAUUGUCGAGAUCCGUGCCCGGGUGUAUGCGGUCUUAAUGCUCAAUGUAAUGUUGUUAGCCAUGUACCAGUUUGUACUUGUUUCCCCGGAUAUGUCGGAGAUCCAUUCCAAUCUUGUAGAAGAGAACCAAUUAGCCCACCUAUUCCCCAAAACCCUUGUGAACCUUCACCUUGUGGUCCAAAUAGUCAAUGCCGUACCCAGGGUUAUAAUGCAGUUUGCUCAUGUAUACAAGGUUUUAUCGGCACCCCUCCAUCUUGUCGCCCAGAAUGCGUUGUAAGUGCUGAAUGUCCAGUAGACAAGGCAUGUAUAGCACAAAAGUGUUCAGAUCCUUGUCCUGGAACAUGUGGAUUGCAUGCUCGGUGUAAUGUCAUUAAUCACAAUCCCAUUUGCACUUGUCCACCGAAAUUCGUUGGUGAUCCAUUUGUAAGGUGUAUUCAAGAAGAACCAAAAACUCCUCCGGUCGUCUACCAAGAUCCUUGUUUCCCGUCGCCAUGUGGUGCUAAUUCUGAGUGUAGAGAACAUGAUAGUAGACCAGUUUGUUCGUGUUUACCGGGAAUGCUUGGAGCUCCUCCAAACUGUCGACCAGAAUGUUUAAUUCAUGCUGACUGCCCUACUAGAUUAGCUUGUCUACAGAGUAAAUGCCGAGAUCCUUGUACAGGAUCUUGUGGGUUCAAUUCUAGAUGUACUGUAAUCAACCAUCAACCAGUGUGUUCAUGUGAGCCGGGCUACCAAGGUGAUCCAUUUAAUGGAUGUAACGCUGUUGCAGCUAUUGAUUAUACGCCUGUUACACCUUGCAACCCUUCACCGUGUGGAGCAAACGCUGUAUGUAAAGAAUCAAAUGGUGCUGGUUCUUGUUCAUGUAUCCCAGAAUAUUUUGGCGAUCCGUAUUCCGGAUGUCGACCAGAAUGUGUAAACAAUCUUGAUUGUGCGUGGAAUAAAGCAUGCAUCAAUUACAAAUGUAUAGAUCCUUGUAUUGGUGCUUGUGGUUUAUAUGCAGAGUGUAAGGUCAGCAACCAUGCUCCGACUUGCUAUUGUUUGCCAGGGUACACUGGAAGCGCUUUAUUAUCAUGUCAUAAAAUUGAGUUUGAUCCAACAUGUGAAGUUGAUUUGAUUAUUACGAAAAACCCUUGCAUGAAAUCACCUUGUGGGCAAUAUAGUCAAUGCCGAGCUGUAAAUGGCCAUGCAGUAUGCUCUUGUUUACCUGGUUACUUUGGAAAUCCUCCAAAUUGUCAUCCAGAAUGCAUAACUAGUUCAGAUUGUCCACAAGAUAAAUCAUGUGUAAAUCAAAUCUGUUCAGACCCAUGUCCAGGCACAUGUGGUUACAACGCACAAUGUCGAGUUGUGAAUCAUAGUCCGAUAUGUAGUUGCUACUCUGGUUAUUACGGUGAUCCAUUUGUUCGUUGUGCUAUUAUUGAAAAGCCUUUGCCACCAGAACAGGAUAGACUACCACAGAACCCUUGUGUUCCAUCACCGUGCGGUCCAAAUUCUAUAUGUCUUUCCAAAGAUAGUAUUCCUACCUGCUCUUGUUUACCAAAUUAUAUUGGCCGACCUCCUUGCUGUAGACCAGAAUGCACAAUAAAUGCCGAAUGCUUUGGCAAUUUGGCUUGUGUUAAUGAAAAGUGUAUAGAUCCUUGUCCCGGUUCUUGCGGCAUUAACGCCUUUUGUAAAGUUAUUUCUCAUAAUCCUGUAUGCAAAUGUAAUGACGGGUAUACCGGUGAUCCAUUUAUAGCCUGUCGACCAACACCAAUUCCACUUCCACCACCAGCAGAUGUGCCAAGUGAUCCAUGUAACCCAUCGCCAUGUGGUGCAAAUGCUAUUUGCAAAGAAAGAAAUAAUGCUGGAUCUUGCUCAUGUAUCCCUGAAUAUACAGGAGAUCCUUAUACGGGAUGUAGACCAGAGUGUGUGCUAAAUAGUGAAUGUCCUAGAGACAGAGCUUGCAUAAACAAUAAGUGUCGUGACCCGUGUCCAGGAAUGUGUGGUUUAUAUGCUGAAUGCAGAGUUAUCAACCAUUCUCCUUCAUGUGCUUGUCUUCCAGGAUAUACUGGCAAUCCAUUGUCUGCUUGUCAACUUCUCCCAGUUGCCAGCCCAGAUCUACCACCUAAAAACCCUUGCAUACCUUCACCUUGUGGCCCGUACAGUCAAUGCAGGACAAUAAAUGACCAUGCUGUUUGUUCAUGUCAAACAAACUAUAUCGGUACACCCCCAGCUUGUCGGCCAGAAUGUAUGGUUAGCUCUGAAUGCGCUCAAGAUAAGGCAUGUGUCAAUCAAAAAUGUGUAGACCCAUGUCCCGGAACUUGUGGUCUUAAUGCAAGGUGCCAAGUUGUCAACCACAAUCCAAUAUGUAGCUGCUCAGCUGGGUAUACUGGCGAUCCAUUUGUCCGGUGUUUACAAGAAAAACCAACAUAUUACGAUGAACCAUCAAUUCCCACUAAUCCGUGUGUUCCAUCUCCGUGUGGACCCAAUUCUUUAUGUCGUGAUCACAGUGGUACUCCUGCGUGUUCGUGUUUAUCUAAUUAUAUUGGUCGACCACCAAAUUGUCGUCCAGAAUGUACGAUUAAUGCUGAAUGCCCUGGAAAUCUGGCUUGUGUAAAUGAAAAAUGUCGAGAUCCGUGCCCAGGCUCAUGUGGUAUAUACGCGACAUGUAAUACAGUUAAACAUGUACCUCAGUGUGUUUGCCAAAAUGGAUAUACUGGAGAUCCAUUUAGUGGAUGCUCGCUUAUACAACAAACUCCAACUGAAGGGCCAAAGAUGCCAUGCAACCCAUCACCAUGUGGAGCAAAUGCAAUAUGUAAAGAACGAAAUGGUGCUGGUUCUUGUUCGUGUUUACCGGAAUAUUUUGGAGAUCCAUAUACUGGAUGUAGGCCAGAAUGUGUGACGAAUUCUGAUUGUGAUCGUAGUAAAUCUUGUAUGAACAAUAAAUGUCGCGAUCCAUGUCCAGGAGUUUGUGGUUUAAAUGCAGAAUGCAGGGUAAUUAACCACUCUCCAUCUUGCUAUUGUCCAGUGGGUUAUACUGGAGAUCCAACGUUAUCUUGCUACAUUCAACCAUUACUUGAUCCAGAACCACCUACAAAUCCAUGUAUUCCUUCACCGUGUGGUCCUUACAGUCAAUGUAGACCUGUCAAUAAUCAUGCUGUAUGUUCGUGCCAAACAGAUUACAUAGGAACACCACCAGCUUGUCGGCCAGAGUGUAUGGUGAGCUCUGAAUGUCCGCAGGACAAAGCAUGUGUUAGAAAGAAAUGUAUAGACCCAUGCCCUGGUACAUGUGGAUCAAAUGGAAGAUGUCAAGUAGUCAAUCAUAGUCCAAUUUGCAGUUGUCCUCCAGGUUAUAAUGGGGAUCCAUUUGUACGGUGUUUCAAAGAACAACCUCCGCCAGCUGACAUACCAUCCAAUCCAUGUGUUCCAUCACCUUGUGGACCAAAUUCAGUAUGUCGUGAAAUCGGUAACACUCCAGCAUGUUCAUGUUUGGACAGUUACAUUGGACGACCACCUAAUUGCCGACCAGAAUGUACCAUCAAUGCCGAAUGUCCAGGGAACUUAGCGUGUUCAAAAGAAAGAUGUAAAGACCCAUGUCCUGGUUCAUGUGGAAUAUAUGCUUCGUGUGUAACGAUAAACCAUAGUCCACAAUGUAAUUGUGAACCAGGUUACACGGGAGAUCCAUUUGCUGGAUGUUCUCUUAUACAACAAGUUGUCCCAACCGAAGGACCAAAAAUGCCCUGUAACCCAUCUCCGUGUGGAGCAAACGCUAUAUGUAAAGAACGUAAUGGAGCAGGAUCUUGUAUAUGUUUACCAGAAUAUUUUGGUGAUCCUUACACAGGAUGUAGACCAGAAUGUGUGACUAAUUCAGAAUGUGAUAGAAGUAAAGCAUGCGUAAAUAAUAAAUGCCGUGAUCCUUGUCCUGGUACAUGUGGUCUUAACGCAGAAUGUAGUGUCAUAAAUCACGCACCAUCGUGUACAUGUUUCCCGGGUUAUACUGGCAAUCCAAUUACCGCAUGUCAUAUGCCACCACCAAUGGAUGAAAUACCUAAAAAUCCAUGUGAACCGUCACCGUGUGGGCCUUAUAGCAUAUGUAGAACUGUGAAUGGUCAUGCAGUGUGUUCUUGUCAAACUAACUAUGUUGGUACACCUCCAGGCUGUCGUCCAGAGUGUGUAGUAAGUUCAGAAUGUCCUCAAAACAGAGCUUGUAUCAACCAAAAAUGUUCAGACCCUUGUAUUGGAAUAUGUGGUAUUGGGGCCAGAUGUCAAGUUAUAAACCAUAAUCCAAUUUGCAGUUGUCCAAAUGGUUUAAUUGGCGAUCCUUUUGUUCAAUGCAAAUCUGAACCACGACCAACUCAGCCACCACCUAGUGGAAAUCCUUGUGUCCCAUCUCCAUGUGGUCUAAAUUCAAUAUGUCGUGAAGUGGGCUCAACACCAGCAUGCUCUUGUCUGCCAAACUAUAUAGGAAGACCACCAAACUGUCGCCCCGAAUGUUCGAUCAAUGCAGAAUGUCCAGGAAAUCUUGCUUGCUUAAAUGAACGUUGUAAAGAUCCUUGUCCUGGUUCUUGUGGAGUACACGCAACUUGCGUAACACGUAACCAUAGACCACAGUGUACUUGUGAAACUGGAUAUACAGGAGAUCCAUUUGCAGGAUGUUCUAUAGUUCAACAAAUUCCUCCCACUGAAGGACCAAGAGAUCCAUGCAAUCCAUCACCAUGUGGAGCUAAUGCAAUUUGUCGAGAAAAGAACGGUGCUGGCUCUUGUAUUUGUCUCCCUGAAUAUUUCGGUGAUCCUUAUACAGGGUGCAGGCCUGAAUGUGUUACAAAUGCAGAUUGUGAUCGUACAAAAGCAUGUGCAAAUAAUAAAUGCAAAGACCCAUGCCCUGGAACAUGUGGCCUCAAUGCAGAAUGCAAAGUUCUAAACCAUGCACCUUCAUGUAGUUGUAUACCAGGAUAUACUGGUGAUCCGUUAAGCAUUUGUAAUGUUAUACCCAUAACUGAAGCUACACCAAUAGAUCCUUGCGUUCCAUCUCCAUGUGGACCUAACAGUCAAUGCAGAGAAUUAAACGACCAUGCCGUUUGUUCUUGUUUAAGUUCUUAUAUCGGUACACCCCCAUCUUGUCGUCCUGAAUGCGUUGUCAGUUCAGAGUGUAGUCAAAACAAAGCUUGUGUUAAUCAAAAAUGUAGUGACCCCUGCAUUGGCACUUGUGGCCUGAAUACAAGGUGUCAAGUAGUAAAUCACAAUCCCAUUUGUAGCUGUUCCCCCGGAUAUACGGGCGAUCCUUUUGCUUCUUGCAAUAAAAUACAACCCACAACCACUCCUUCACCACCUACAGCCCCUUGCUCUCCGUCACCUUGCGGACCUCAUUCUCAAUGUAGAGUGGUGAGCAAUACAGCUGCUUGCUCUUGUUUGCAAAACUACAUUGGUCGGCCACCCAAUUGUAGGCCUGAGUGUGUUAUUAGCGCGGAAUGUUCAAGUAACUUGGCAUGUAUCAAUGAAAAAUGCUCUGAUCCAUGCCCAGGAUCAUGUGGACAAUAUGCUCAUUGUAGAGUGAUCAAUCACCACCCAGUUUGUACUUGUUUACCAGGGUACACUGGCGAUGCGCUUACAUAUUGCCAACUGUUACCUACCUCAACUGAAAGAUCACCAGAAGCUGUAGAUCCUUGUUAUCCGUCACCGUGUGGUCCAAACUCAGAUUGUGUCAACCGAAAUGGGGUAGCUGCUUGUACGUGCUCUACAGGAUUUUUCGGUGAUCCUUAUACGGGAUGUCGAAGAGAAUGUGAAAACAAUGACGAUUGCAAUUUGGCUUUAGCUUGCAUUGGCUAUAAAUGUAUAGAUCCUUGUCCAGGAACUUGUGGUUCUGAGGCAUUAUGUACGGUUGUGAAACAUAUACCUAUAUGCUCUUGUCCACCAUCGUUUACUGGUGAUCCAUUCACCUCUUGUCGUCCAAUACCAGUUAUCCCAACCCAGAGAGAACCAAUUGACCCAUGUCAUCCGUCACCGUGUGGACCUAACAGUCAAUGUCGUAAAAUUAACGACCAAGCUGUUUGUUCUUGUUUGCCAAAUUAUAUGGGUAGUCCACCAGAAUGUAGACCUGAAUGUGUUGUCAGUUCAGAAUGUCCCUUGGAUAAAGCUUGUACAAAUCAAAAGUGUUUGGAUCCAUGUCCAAAUACUUGCGGUAUUCAAGCUUUAUGUACUGUGAGAAAUCAUAACCCAAUUUGUGCUUGCCCAGCUGGAUAUUCUGGAGAUCCAUUCUCACUUUGUACCUUAAUACCUACUACGCCAACACCUCCAGUAACUGAACGUCCAGCAUCAUGUUAUCCAACACCAUGUGGACCUAACUCGCAAUGCCAAAUACAAAACGGAAUUCCAGUAUGCUCAUGUCUUCCAGAUUUCAUAGGUUCACCACCUUCAUGCAGACCUGAAUGUGUUAUAAGUGCUGAAUGUCCAAGUCAACUGGCUUGUAUGAACCAAAAAUGUCGAGACCCAUGUGUGGGCUCAUGUGGACUAAAUGCAAAUUGUCAUGUAUUAAAUCAUGUUCCUAUUUGUACUUGUAAUAAUGGUUUAACUGGAGAUCCAUUCGCCUUAUGUACACAAAUACAAAUAACUACCGAGAGACCAUUAGCAUCUGAUCCUUGUAAUCCAUCACCUUGCGGACCAAAUGCAAUCUGCAAAGGAAAUGGAAAUUGCGAGUGCUUGCCAGAAUAUACAGGAAACCCCUAUGAGAAUUGUCGUCCAGAAUGUGUCUUGAAUACAGAAUGCUCUAGAGACAAGGCAUGCAUGAGAAAUAAAUGUCGCGAUCCAUGUAUUGGAACUUGCGGACAAGGUGCAAAUUGUGACGUAGUGAAUCACAUCCCGAUUUGUUCAUGUCCAACCAAAUAUUCGGGAGAUCCGUUCACAAUUUGUCGACCAGUUCCAGAGGAUGUCCCUGUAUCAAGUGACCCAUGCAAUCCAUCACCUUGUGGUCCUUAUAGCCAAUGUCGAAACAUAAAUAAUCAUGCAGUGUGUUCUUGUUUACCAAAUUAUAUUGGUGCGCCACCAUCAUGCCGUCCAGAAUGUACUGUUAGCUCUGAAUGUAAUCCAGAUAAAGCAUGUGUAAACAUGAAAUGCAUCAACCCAUGUAUAGGAGCUUGUGGUUCUGGAGCUAGAUGUGAAGUAAUUAAUCAUAGUCCAAUCUGCAGUUGUAGAGAAGGACAAACUGGAGAUCCAUUCAGAAGCUGUUAUUCAAUUCCAAAGCCAGUACUUCCACCUCAAAAUGAUCCACCAAAACUCCCAUGUGUCCCUUCACCCUGUGGUCCAAAUUCUCAAUGUAUUGCUUCUGGGAAUAACCCAUCAUGUUCAUGUUUACCAUCUUACAUUGGUGCUCCACCAAAUUGUCGACCAGAAUGUAUAAUAAACCCUGAUUGUCCAUCAACUCUUGCUUGCAUCAACAACAAAUGUAGAGAUCCAUGUCCAGGAUCUUGUGGAAGUGAUGCUCAUUGCCAAGUCGUUAAUCAUGCAGUCUCGUGUUUAUGUCCCAAUGGAUAUACAGGAAAUCCAUUUGUUCAAUGCAUUUAUCAACAAGAAAAUUUAAAUCCAUGUGAACCAUCUCCGUGUGGAGCAAAUGCAGUAUGCAAACAACAAGAUGAUGCCGGAUCUUGUUCAUGUAUUAAUGAUUAUUAUGGAAAUCCAUAUGAAGGUUGUCGACCUGAAUGUGUUCACAGUUCAGACUGUCCUACAAAUAAAGCAUGUAUUGGAAAUAAAUGUGGACCCUGUCCCGGAGUAUGUGGAGUAGAUGCUGUUUGUACAGUUAUUAGCCAUGUUCCAACUUGCAACUGUAUACCAGGUUAUAUAGGAAAUCCAUUUACUUACUGUCAACUUCAACCUCCAACAACUCAAGCCACUGUAUAUGACCCUUGUAAUCCAUCGCCGUGUGGUCCUAACAGCCAAUGUAAAAAUGUAAACCAACAAGGCGUAUGUUCUUGUCAAAAAGAAUAUCAAGGAACUCCACCGAAUUGUAGACCUGAGUGUGUCGUAAACAAUGAGUGUCCAUCGAACAGAGCUUGUCAUAAAUUCAAAUGCACAGAUCCUUGUCCUGGAACGUGCGGACUAAAUGCACGCUGUGAAGUUAUUAAUCAUAGUCCAAUUUGCACUUGUUCACCUGGUUUAAUCGGUGAUCCUUUCACUAGAUGUUAUCCGCAACCAGUGAAACCAUUAGAUGAACCAGUAAUACCUACAAAUCCUUGUAUCCCCUCGCCGUGUGGACCAAAUUCUGAGUGUCGACCAGUUGGAAAUCAACCAUCAUGUUCUUGUCGUACAAAUUAUGUUGGUUCUCCUCCAAACUGUCGACCUGAAUGCUCUGUUAACUCCGACUGUCCUUCUAUGUUAUCUUGUAUAUCAGAUAAGUGUAGAGAUCCGUGUUAUGGCUCUUGUGGCUUAAAUACAGACUGCAGAGUUCAAAAUCAUAUACCAACUUGUACAUGUAUCGCUGGACACAAUGGUGAUCCAUUUACGCAAUGUGUUCCAAUAAUAGUGCAACCAACACUAGCAACACCAACCGAUCCAUGUAAUCCAUCACCUUGCGGUUCCAACACUCAGUGUUACAAUGGAGUUUGUCAAUGUUUAGCUAACUAUUUUGGAGAUCCAUUAAUAGGUUGUAGGCCUGAAUGUACAAUGAAUACGGAUUGUCCUAGAAAUAAAGCAUGUUUAAACCAAAAGUGUCAGGAUCCUUGUCCAGGCACUUGUGGUCAAGGAGCCAUAUGUGAUGUCAUCAACCAUAUUCCAACAUGUAGUUGUCCCACUGGAACUGUUGGCGAUGCAUUUGUUAUCUGUAGACCUAUUAAAGUUCAAGAUGAACCAUCAAGAGACCCAUGUAAUCCUUCACCAUGUGGACCAAAUAGCGUUUGUCGUGUAGUCGAAGGACAUGCUGUUUGUUCAUGUCAAAAUAGUAUGAUUGGUUCACCGCCUUCUUGUCGACCAGAAUGUGUUGUUAGUGCAGAGUGUCCUUUAACUCAAGCAUGUCUCAUGAGCAAAUGCCGUGAUCCUUGUCCUGGAACUUGUGGCCAUCUUGCUAAUUGUAAAGUAGUAAAUCAUAGUCCUAUUUGUACUUGUCCGCCGCGGCAUAGUGGAGAUCCAUUUAGAAGCUGUUAUCCUGUUCAAGAAGUAAGACCAACACCAUCGGCUGAUCCAAUUAAUGUUUGUGUUCCAUCACCGUGUGGUCCCAAUUCUGAGUGUAGAGAUCGUGGAGGCGCACCAGCGUGUUCAUGUUUGCCAAAUUACGUAGGAACGCCACCAUCGUGCAGACCGGAAUGUACAAUUAAUCCUGAAUGUCCUAGUCAUUUAUCAUGUAUUAAUCAAAAAUGUACAGACCCUUGUCCUGGUUCAUGUGGCUCAAAUGCUGCAUGUACUGUUAUUAAUCACACUCCCAUGUGUUCCUGCAAUAAUGGAUUUACUGGAGAUCCGUUUACAUAUUGUCAAUCAGUUCCUGUGUUACCAGUAUACCAAGAACCUCUAAAUCCAUGCAUUCCUUCCCCUUGCGGAAUGAAUGCUAUAUGUAAAGAGUAUAAUGGUGCUGGUUCAUGUAGUUGUUUACCGGAAUAUAAUGGAAAUCCAUAUGAAGGCUGUAGGCCAGAAUGCGUCAUAAAUUCUGACUGUACUCCUCAAAAAGCUUGUGUGAAAAAUAAAUGUCAAAAUCCAUGCGCUGGAACUUGUGGUCAAAACGCGGAAUGCUACGUGACUAAUCAUUUGCCAUCAUGUACUUGUAUACCAGGUUUUACUGGAGAUCCAUAUAAAUACUGCAUCCCAGCUCCACCACCUCAACAAAUACAAGCAGAUCCAAUAAAUCCUUGUGUUCCAUCACCAUGUGGACCAAAUAGCCAGUGUAAGGUAAUAAAUAACCAAGCUGUGUGUUCAUGUCUACAAUUGUAUGUGGGAAAUCCUCCAAAUUGUAGACCAGAGUGUGUAGUCAACUCAGAAUGUGGUAAACCCAAAGCGUGUCGAAAUUUAAAAUGCGUAGACCCUUGUAUAAAUGCUUGUGGGUCUAAUUCAAAAUGUAAAGUAAUAAAUCACAGCCCAAUAUGUUCGUGUAAAGAAGGAUAUACUGGUGAUCCAUUUUUAAGCUGUUAUGCUAUACAAUACUUGCCGUCAUUACCAAUACAAAAUGAACCAAUAAAUCCAUGUAUUCCAUCACCGUGUGGCCUGUACUCGUAUUGUAAAGAUUCCAACGGAUAUCCUUCUUGUUCUUGUCAAGAAAAUUAUAUCGGUUCCCCGCCAAACUGUAGACCCGAAUGUACAAUAAACGAAGAAUGUCCAAAAGAUAAGGCUUGUAUGAAACAAAAAUGCCAAGACCCGUGUCCUGGUUCAUGCGGUAUCAAUGCCAAUUGUAAUGUUUAUAACCAUAACCCGAUAUGUUCCUGUAUUGAAGGUUACACAGGAGAUCCGUUUAUCAGUUGCUAUAUAAAACCAACAUCUCCUCCUAAGCCACAAUAUGACGAUCCAUGUAACCCGUCACCAUGUGGAUCAAAUGCCUUAUGUAAUAAUGGUGUUUGUUCUUGUUUGAGUGAAUAUCAAGGCGAUCCGUAUUCUGGCUGUCGUCCAGAAUGUAUUUUAAACACAAAUUGUCCAAUUAUUAAAGCGUGUAUUAAUAAUAAAUGUAAAGAUCCAUGCCAAGGAACAUGUGGAGUAAAUGCAAUUUGUAACGUUUACAAUCAUAUUCCAAUGUGUACGUGUCCCCAAGGCACAAAUGGAAAUGCAUUUAUUCAAUGCACACCAAUCCAAGCAACUGUUGAAGUUAUCAACCCAUGUGCUCCGUCUCCAUGCGGACCAAAUAGCCAAUGUAAACAAGUGAAUGGUGUGGCAGUGUGUUCAUGCAUAUCUGGAUACUUGGGUGCACCACCUUUAUGUAGACCUGAAUGCACAAUUAAUUCUGACUGUAGUUUAAGCGAAGCUUGUUCAAAUCAAAAGUGUCGAAAUCCAUGUCCUAGUAUUUGUGGAAUCGGAGCAAAAUGUCAAGUCAUAAAUCAUAAUCCAAUCUGUAGCUGUUCACCGGGCUUGAUUGGUGAUCCAUUUACAAGAUGUUAUAAUAAACCUGCUGAUUUACCACAAUACGUUGGCAAUCCUUGUAUUCCAUCUCCAUGUGGACCCAAUUCUCAGUGUAAGGUUCAAGGUGAAUCACCGUCAUGCUCUUGUUUACCUAACUUUAUCGGAUCGCCUCCAAAUUGCAAACCGGAAUGUAUCACCAACAGCGAGUGUUCAUAUAAUUUAGCUUGCGCUAAUAUGAAAUGUAAAGAUCCAUGUCCAGGUUCGUGCGCACCAAAUGCUGAAUGUCAUGUAGUAAGCCAUUCACCAAUAUGCAAAUGUCCAAUUGGAUACAUAGGAGAUCCGUUCACACAAUGCGUUAUGCAACAAGCUGAUCCAGUACCACAAGAAUACUUAAAUCCAUGUGUACCAUCUCCGUGUGGGACAAAUGCAAUUUGUAAAGAACAAAACGGAGCUGGUUCAUGUACAUGCUUACCUGAAUACUAUGGAAAUCCAUACGAAGGAUGUAGACCAGAAUGCGUUUUAAAUACAGAUUGUGCAUCAAACAAAGCAUGCUCUAAUUAUAAAUGUAAAAACCCAUGUCCAGGAACAUGUGGUCAAAAUGCUGAAUGCCAAGUAGUUAAUCAUCUGCCCAUGUGCUCUUGCUAUCAAGGAUAUACUGGUGAUCCAUUUAGAUUCUGUCAUCAAAUACCUCUUCCACAACAAACUGAAAUCGAACCAAUUAACCCAUGUUCACCUUCUCCAUGUGGACCAAAUAGUCAAUGUCGAGAAAUUAACCACCAAGCUGUUUGCUCGUGCCUUCCGACGUAUGUAGGAAGCCCACCUGGAUGUAGACCAGAAUGUGUAACUAAUUCGGAGUGUGCUUUAAAUAUGGCAUGCAUAAAACAGAAAUGUUCAAAUCCUUGUCCUGAACCGUGUGGACAAAAUUCAAAUUGCAAAGUUAUCAACCACAGUCCUGUUUGUUCAUGUAUUAACGGUUAUACUGGAGAUCCAUUUAUUCGUUGUUAUCAAAUACCUCCACCUCCACCACAAUUCGAUCCAGUUUAUGUCAACCCUUGCAUUCCAUCGCCAUGUGGUCCAUAUUCUCAAUGUAGAGAACAGAAUGGCUAUCCGUCUUGUUCUUGUUUAGCUGAAUAUAUCGGAAGUCCUCCAAAUUGCCGUUUUGAAUGUACAAUUAAUGCAGAAUGCCCCAGAGAUAAAGCAUGUAUGAAACAAAAAUGUCAAGAUCCGUGUCCUGGAUCGUGUGGAGUAAACGCAUUAUGCAAUGUAGUGAACCAUACACCAAUUUGCAUAUGUCCUGAUAACUAUGAAGGCAAUCCUUUCGAAAACUGCAGACCAAAACCUAUGGAUGUUCCAGAACCAGUAUACUCGGAUCCAUGUAAUCCAUCACCUUGUGGUCCUAACUCUGAUUGCUAUAAUGGUGUUUGUACAUGUAAAUCUGAAUUUCAAGGUGAUCCUUACUCAGGAUGCAGACCUGAGUGUGUACUAAAUAACGAUUGUCCUAGAAACAAAGCAUGCAUUAAAAAUAAAUGCAAAGACCCAUGUCCUGGCACCUGUGGAACGAAUGCCAUCUGUGAAGUUUAUAAUCAUAUACCAAUGUGUAGAUGUCCUGAUGGAAUGUAUGGAAACGCGUUCAUAAAUUGUUUGAUACAACAAGAUGUGAUCCCGGUUACGAAUGUAAAUCCAUGCUAUCCAUCUCCAUGUGGACCUAACAGUCAAUGCAAAGAAAUUAAUGGACAAGCAGUAUGCUCAUGUAUAAUCGGCUAUUUAGGAGUACCACCAACAUGUAGACCAGAAUGUACAAUCAAUUCUGAUUGUAACUUAAAUGAAGCAUGUUCAAACCAAAAAUGUCAAGAUCCGUGUCGUGGUGUUUGUGGAAUUGGAGCUAUCUGCCGUGUAUAUAACCAUAAACCUAUUUGUAGUUGUCCUCCAGGACAAAUAGGAAAUCCGUUUACUAAUUGCCGCCCAAUACCGGUUCAAGAUCCAAUACCAGUAGAAAAUCCUUGUGUACCAUCCCCAUGUGGACCCAAUUCACAAUGUCAAGUAAAAGGACAGUCACCUUCGUGUUCUUGCCUACCUGACUUUAUUGGUUCACCACCAAACUGCAGACCCGAGUGUAUUAGUAAUGGAGAAUGUCCAUAUCAUUUAGCGUGUAAAAAUAUGAAAUGUAAAGAUCCAUGCCCUGGUACCUGUGGACAAAACGCAGAAUGUAAUGUCGUAAGUCAUUCUCCUCAGUGUUACUGCUACCCAGGAUAUGUUGGAGAUCCUUUCACUCAAUGCACAAUACAACAAGCUGAACCAAUAGAAGAAACUUUGAACCCCUGCAUACCAUCACCUUGCGGAGCAAAUGCUAUUUGUAAAGAACAAAAUGGUGCUGGAUCUUGUAGUUGUUUACAGGAAUAUUUUGGAAACCCUUAUGAGCUCUGUAGACCCGAAUGUACAGUAAACACUGAUUGCCCAUCAAAUAAGGCUUGUAUGGGAAAUAAAUGCCUAGAUCCAUGUCCAGGAACAUGUGCCCAAUCCGCAAUUUGUCACGUUUAUAACCAUUCACCAACCUGUUCAUGUAAUUAUGGAUACACAGGAGAUCCAUAUAAAUAUUGCAGUCUGAUUCCAUCUCCAUCAAUUCAAAAUGAACCGUUAAACCCGUGUUCACCUUCUCCGUGUGGACCACACAGUCAAUGUCGAGAAGUCAACUUCCAAGCUGUAUGUUCAUGUUUAUUAAACUAUAUUGGAAGCCCGCCAAAUUGUCGUCCUGAAUGUCUCAUCAGUCAGGAUUGUUCACAAAAUCUUGCAUGUAUAAAUCAGCAUUGUAUUAAUCCUUGUAUUGGACAAUGUGGUCAAAAUGCACAAUGCAAAACAAUAAAACAUCGUCCAAUAUGUACAUGUAGCCCUGGAUAUACCGGAGACCCGUUCUCUAGAUGUUAUCUAGUUCCACCUUUACCUCCACCUCCACAAGAUGAACCAAUACCAAUAAAUCCAUGUGUACCAUCACCGUGUGGGCCUUAUUCUGAGUGUAGAAACUAUGGAAAUUAUCCUUCUUGUAGUUGUCAGCCACAAUACACUGGAAGCCCGCCAAACUGUAGGCCAGAGUGCACAAUCAAUGCAGAAUGUCCGAGUAAUAAUGCAUGUAUGAAAGAGAAAUGUCGAGAUCCAUGUCCUGGUUCAUGUGGAAUUGGGUCAAUAUGUAACGUGUUGAACCACGUUCCUAUUUGCCAAUGCCCUGAUGGAUUCACUGGUGAUCCGUUUGUCAGCUGCUAUCCGAAACCCCAAGCUCCUAUUGCUGACGUAGAAACUGAUCCAUGUAAUCCAUCACCAUGUGGUACAAACGCAAUAUGUAAUAAUGGACUUUGUACAUGUCUCCCUGAAUACCAAGGAGAUCCAUACAUUGGGUGUAGACCAGAAUGUAUUCUCAACGAUGAAUGCUCAAGAGAUAAAGCUUGUAUUCGAAAUAAAUGUGUGAAUCCGUGUCCAGGAACUUGUGGCUACAAUGCUAUUUGUGAAGUAUAUAAUCAUAUACCAAUGUGUCGAUGUCCAGAAGGAUUAGGAGGUGACGCUUUUACUCAAUGUCAGCCAAUAUUACAAGAUCCAAUUAUUAAUCAACCGUGUAAUCCAUCACCUUGUGGACCAAACAGUCAAUGUAGGGAAAUGAACAAUCAAGCGGUAUGUUCAUGUAUCGUGGGAUAUGUAGGCAGCCCACCAUCAUGUAGACCAGAAUGCACAAUUAAUGCGGAUUGCUAUUUGACUGAAGCUUGUUCAAACCAAAAAUGUAUAAAUCCAUGUAUAGGAACAUGUGGCGUUGGAGCUAAAUGCCAGGUUAUAAAUCAUAAACCGAUAUGUAGCUGUCCACCAAGCAUGACUGGUGAUCCAUUUGUACGCUGUCAUGCCAUAUUGGCACUCCCUGAACCUGCGGGUAACCCAUGUAUACCCUCUCCCUGUGGACCUAAUUCACAAUGCCAAGUAAAAGGAGAUACACCAUCGUGUUCGUGUUUACCCGAAUUUAUCGGAUCGCCACCAAAUUGUAAACCAGAAUGCAUUAGCAAUAGUGAAUGCUCCUAUAACAAAGCAUGUAUCUAUAUGAAAUGUAAAGAUCCAUGUCCAGGAUCUUGUGGUCAAAAUGCUGUAUGUCAAGUAGUUAGCCAUGUGCCUAGAUGUUCAUGUUUAUCUGGCUAUGUUGGAGAUCCAUUUAUACAAUGUUAUAUUCAACAAGCUGACCCAGUACCAAUCGAGAAUUUAUCUCCAUGUGAGCCUUCUCCGUGUGGCACUAAUGCUAUUUGUAAAGAACAAAACGGUGCUGGUUCCUGUAGUUGCCUCCCUGGAUUUGAAGGAAAUCCUUAUGAUGGAUGCAGAUAUGAAUGCACACUUAAUACCGACUGUGCAUCUAAUAAAGCUUGUAUUAGAAAUAAAUGUCAAAAUCCUUGUCCUGGAUCUUGUGGACCAAAUGCCGAGUGUUUAGUGAUAAAUCAUCUUCCUAUGUGUACAUGUUACAAUGGUUACACAGGAGAUCCUUUCAAAUAUUGUAAUUUGAUUCCUCCUCAAAUUGUGCAGUCUGAGCCUUAUACUCCUUGUGUUCCAUCACCAUGUGGACCAAAUAGUCAAUGUAAAGAAAUAAAUGGGCAAGCGGUAUGUUCAUGUCUUCCUUCAUAUCACGGAAGUCCUCCUGGUUGUAGACCUGAAUGUGUAUUGAGUUCUGAAUGCAGUGAUAUUCACGCAUGUAUUAAUCAAAAAUGUGUCAAUCCAUGCCCUGGACCGUGCGGUUUGAAUGCUAUAUGUAAAGUUAUAAAACAUAACGCAAUUUGUUCUUGUCAACUCGGGUAUCAAGGGGAUCCGUUUUCCCGUUGUUAUUUAAUACCACCACCACCACCACCGCAACAAGAUGAAGUUAUUUAUACAAACCCAUGUAUUCCAUCUCCAUGUGGUUUAUAUUCAGAAUGUAGAGAUAUUGGUGGAGUACCAUCAUGUUCAUGUUUAUCACAAUAUUUCGGUAGUCCACCAAAUUGUAGACCUGAAUGUGUGUUAAACAACGAUUGUCGAAGCAAUUUAGCAUGUAUUCGAGAGAAAUGUCAAGACCCGUGUCCGGGAUCUUGUGGUAUUGAUGCUUACUGCAAUGUGAUAAAUCACACUCCAAAUUGUGUAUGCCGUGAAGGUUUUAUUGGAGAUCCAUUCACAUCAUGUUACAUAAAACCAAUACAAGACAUCCCAGAACCUAUUGAAAAGGAUCCAUGUAAUCCAUCACCAUGCGGUUCAAAUGCAAUAUGUAAUAAUGGCCAAUGUUCGUGUAUCAAUGAAUACUAUGGCGACCCAUACUCGGGCUGCAGACCGGAAUGUGUAAUUAACAAUGACUGUCCCAGAGACAAGGCUUGUGUUCGCAAUAAAUGUAUGAAUCCAUGUAAAGACACAUGUGGUGAAAAUGCCAUUUGUGAUGUUUAUAAUCAUAUACCAAUGUGCCGCUGUCCUGAAGGAACGGAAGGAAAUGCAUUUAUUAGAUGCACUGCGUUACUGCAAGCACCAAUCGAUAUUCAUCCUUGUUAUCCAUCACCAUGUGGGCCCAACAGUCACUGUAAAGAAAUUAACAAUCAAGCAGUAUGCUCUUGUAUUAUCGGAUAUUUAGGAGUCCCUCCCUCAUGUCGACCUGAAUGUACUGUAAACUCAGAUUGUAAUAGUAAUAAAGCAUGUUCAAAUCAAAAAUGCAUAGACCCGUGUAUUGGAGUAUGUGGUGUUAACUCAAAAUGUCAAGUUAUCAAUCAUAGCCCCAUUUGUAGUUGCAUACCUAGUUUUACGGGAAAUCCGUUUAUUCGAUGUUAUCCAAAACCUGCUGAUAUCCCACAAUCUGUUGGAAAUCCAUGUAUUCCAUCACCGUGUGGGCCAAAUUCUCAAUGUAAAGUGCAAGGUACAUCGCCAUCAUGUUCUUGUUUACCUGAAUUUAUUGGCUCGCCUCCAAAUUGUAAACCUGAAUGUGUAAGUAAUAGUGAAUGUCCAAUUCACUUAUCCUGCAUAAACAUGAAAUGUAAAAAUCCUUGCAUUGGAGUCUGUGCCCCAAGUGCUGAAUGUAGAGUUAUAAGUCAUACACCAAGAUGUACGUGUCGUAUAGGAUACAUUGGUAACCCAUACACCGAAUGUACACUACCUCAAGCUGAUCCUGUACCACAAGAGUAUUUAAAUCCUUGUGAGCCAUCUCCAUGUGGUACAAAUGCCAUUUGUAAAGAACAAAAUGGAGCCGGAUCUUGUGCAUGUCUACCUGAAUACUUUGGAAAUCCAUACGAGGGUUGCAAGCCUGAAUGUGUUGUGAAUGCUGAAUGUCAAUCUAAUAAAGCAUGUAUGAAUAAUAAAUGUAAAGACCCAUGUCCUGGAACCUGUGCUCAAAAUGCCGAAUGUCAAGUUAUUAAUCAUUCACCAACGUGUACAUGUUACAAUGGGUAUACCGGAGACCCAUUUCGAUACUGUCAUAUUAUACCACCACAACAAACCGAAGUAUUGCCUAGUUAUCCAUGUACGCCAUCUCCAUGCGGACCAAACAGUCAAUGCCGAGAAAUAAAUCAACAAGCCGUAUGUUCAUGUUUACCUAACUAUUUAGGAAGUCCUCCAGGAUGUCGCCCAGAAUGUGUACUGAACGCAGAAUGUUCAACAAAUCUCGCUUGUAUUAAUCAAAAAUGUAAAAAUCCAUGCGAAGAUCGUUGUGCACAAAAUGCUAACUGCAGAGUAUUCAACCAUAGUCCAGUGUGUUCAUGUACUCCAGGAUAUACUGGAGAUCCAUUUUCACAUUGUCAUGCUAUACCUCCACCACCACCGCCACCACAAAAUGAACCUGUUUAUACCAACCCAUGCAUACCAUCACCAUGUGGAGCCUAUGCUAUAUGUAAAGAUAUUGGAGGUGCUCCAUCGUGUUCAUGCUUGGCUCAAUAUAUUGGAUCACCACCAAAUUGUAGACCUGAAUGUAUUAUGCAUUCGGAAUGCCCUAGUAAUGAAGCUUGUAUUAGAGAAAAAUGCCAAGAUCCAUGUCCAGGAUCAUGUGGUUGGGGUGCUCAGUGUAAUGUAAUUAACCAUACACCUAUGUGUACUUGUCCCGAUGGUUAUGAAGGAAAUCCGUUUACGAAAUGUGAUAUAAAGCCAGUUAUUCAAGUUCCAGUCUACUCAGAUCCAUGUAAUCCGUCACCUUGUGGUCCAAAUGCUCAGUGCAAUAAUGGUGUAUGCACAUGCUUAAGUGACUAUCAGGGAGAUCCGUACACUGGAUGUAGACCUGAAUGUGUACUAAAUGAUGAUUGUCCAAGAAACAAAGCAUGUAUUAAAAAUAAAUGUAUGGAUCCUUGUCCUGGAACUUGUGGACAAAAUGCCAUUUGUGAUGUUUAUAAUCAUAUACCCAUGUGUCGUUGUCCAGAAGGAAUGCAAGGCAAUGCUUUUGUUUUUUGUAGUCCACAACAAAAUGAACCUGAGAUAUAUGAGCCAUGUAAACCAUCUCCUUGUGGACCAUUCAGUCAAUGUAGAGAAGUAAAUAAACAAGCGAUUUGUUCGUGUGUCAUGGGUUAUACUGGAGUACCACCAUUAUGCCGUCCUGAAUGUAUAACGAGUUCAGACUGUAGACAAAAUCAAGCGUGUUCCAAUCAAAAAUGUAUUGACCCGUGUCCAGGAACUUGUGGUAUAAAUGCUAAAUGCCAAGUUAUAAGCCACAAUCCAAUAUGUAGCUGCCCUCCGGGAUAUACUGGAAAUGCAUUUAUGAAUUGCUACCAAAUUCCUGCUGACAUAUCAUUAAUAGUGGGUAAUCCGUGCGUGCCAACACCAUGUGGACCUAAUUCACAGUGUCAAGUAAAAGGAGACAAUCCUUCUUGUUCAUGUUUGCCUGAAUUCAUUGGGUCUCCUCCAAAUUGCAAACCAGAAUGUAUCACUAAUAGCGAAUGUUCCUACAACAAAGCAUGUAUAAAUAUGAAAUGUAAAGAUCCUUGUCCAGGAUCAUGUGCAGUCAAUGCUAUAUGUCAAGUUAUAAGUCAUGCUCCAACUUGUCAUUGCCAACAAGGUUAUGUUGGAAAUCCAUUUACAUUCUGUUCAAUUCAACAAGAUCCUAUACCUCAAGAAUAUAUUAAUCCAUGCGUACCAUCGCCAUGCGGUGUGAAUGCAGUAUGCAAGGAACAAAAUGGCGCUGGAUCGUGCACUUGUUUGCCAGAAUAUAUUGGAAAUCCGUAUGAAAGUUGUCGACCAGAAUGCACAAUUAAUUCUGACUGCGUUUCCAAUAAAGCAUGUAUGAUGAAUAAGUGUAGAGAUCCAUGUCCAGGUACCUGCGGUCAAAAUGCAGAAUGUCAUGUCGUAAACCAUUUACCAGUCUGUACUUGUUUGUAUGGUUAUAUCGGUGAUCCGUUCAAAUAUUGUUCAGUUAUUGUGCCACCACAAGAUACUCCGAUAGAACCGAUUAAUCCAUGUUAUCCAUCACCCUGCGGACCAAAUAGUCAAUGUAAAUCCAUUAACAACCAAGCAAUAUGUUCAUGUUUACCAACAUUCAUUGGAAGUCCCCCUGGAUGUAGACCGGAAUGUGUUAUGAGUUCGGAAUGUAAAAAUGAUGAAGCAUGUACAAACCAAAAGUGUUCUGACCCAUGCGUAGCUAUUUGUGGAAAAAAUGCUGAUUGUAAAGUCAUAAAUCAUAGUCCAAUUUGUACUUGUCGACCAAAAUUCACUGGAGAUCCAUUUACUCGUUGUUUCCCAAUACCUACAUUGCCACCUCAAUAUAUACCUACUGAAUAUAUUAAUCCAUGCAUACCAUCACCUUGUGGUCCGUAUUCACAAUGUCAUGAUAACCAAGGAGUUGGAGUUCCGUCAUGUAGUUGUCUUCCUCAAUACACCGGAAGCCCGCCAAAUUGUAGACCAGAAUGUGUUAUUAAUUCAGAAUGCCCAUCCAACAAAGCAUGUAUAAAUGAACAUUGUAAAGAUCCAUGUCCAGGAUCUUGUGGUUACAAUGCUGAAUGUAAUGUCCAGAAUCAUACUCCAAUGUGUGUUUGUCCAUACGGCAUGAUUGGAGAUCCUUUUACUAGUUGUUAUACUAAACCACAGGAAUAUAUUCCAGUCGAAAAUAGUGAUCCAUGUAAUCCGUCACCUUGUGGACCUAACGCGGAGUGUAAUAAUGGUCAAUGUACUUGUUUAUUAGAAUAUCAAGGAGAUCCUUAUAUGGGAUGUAGACCUGAGUGUGUUAUAAAUAAUGACUGUCCACAAACCAAAGCUUGUAUAAAUAGGAAAUGUCGAGAUCCCUGUCCAGGAAUAUGUGGUAUAAACGCAUUGUGUGAUGUUUAUAAUCAUAUUCCCAUGUGCAGAUGUCCUGAAAAAAUGUCUGGAAAUGCUUUCCUAGAAUGCAAACCAGUUGAAAUUCAAGCUCAAGUUUAUCCAUGCAAUCCUUCACCUUGUGGACCAAAUAGUCAAUGUAGAGAAGUUAAUAACCAUGCUGUUUGUUCAUGUAUAUCGAACUACAUUGGAUCACCUCCUCUAUGUAGACCAGAAUGUACUACAAAUUCUGAUUGUAAUCAAAAUGAAGCAUGUAGUAAUCAAAAAUGUAAAGAUCCAUGUCCCGGAACAUGUGGAAUAGGAGCUAAAUGCCAAGUUAUUAACCAUAGUCCUAUAUGUAAUUGUCCAUCAGGAUAUACAGGAAAUGCUUUUGUCCACUGCCACCCAAUACCGGCACCUGUUGAAGAAGUUAAUGAAAAUCCUUGCGUACCAUCACCGUGUGGAUUAAAUGCUCAAUGUCAAGACAUUGGAGGUCAACCAUCAUGCUCUUGUUUACCUCAAUUUGUUGGGUCUCCUCCAAAUUGUAAGCCAGAAUGUAUAAUCAAUAGUGAAUGCCCAUAUCACUUAGCGUGUAUAAACAUGAAAUGCCGAGAUCCAUGUCCAGGAUCGUGUGGCCACAAUACAGAAUGCAAAGUUAUUAGUCACACCCCGAAAUGCUAUUGUUUACCUGGUUAUAUUGGAAAUCCAAUAAUACAAUGCAAUUUACAAGCUGAACCAGUUCUUCAAGAAUAUAUUAAUCCGUGCCAACCAUCACCUUGUGGUUCAAAUGCAGUAUGCAAAGAACAAAACGGUGCUGGUUCAUGUAUGUGUUUACCAGAAUACUUUGGCGAUCCAUAUAGAGGAUGCAUGCCUGAAUGUGUGGUUAAUUCAGACUGCCCACAAAAUGAAGCUUGCAGGAGAAAUAAAUGUGAAAAUCCUUGCCCAGGAUUAUGUGGCCAAAACGCAGAAUGUCAAACAAUUAAUCAUGUACCUAUGUGUACAUGUUCCAAUGGAUAUACUGGAGAUCCAUUCAGAUAUUGUUCAAUUAUUCCACCACAACAAACUCCAGUUGAACCAACUAAUCCAUGUAGUCCAUCGCCUUGUGGACCAAAUAGCCAAUGCAGAGAACUCAACGGUCAAGCAAUAUGUUCAUGUCUUCCAGAAUAUAUUGGAAGUCCUCCAAGUUGUCGGCCAGAAUGUUUAAUAAGUACUGAAUGUAAUCGUGAUAAGGCUUGUAUAGGACAAAAAUGUAAAGACCCAUGCCCCGGAAUGUGUGGUCUAAAUGCCAAUUGUCAAACUAUUAACCAUAGUCCUAUUUGCACAUGUACUUCAGGAUACACUGGAAAUCCAUUUUCUCAAUGCUAUCAACUACCAAAACCUGUUAUACAACAAAGUCCACCAGAACCAUCGAACCCAUGUAUUCCAAAUCCUUGUGGACCAUAUUCAAUAUGUCAUGACCAAGGAGGAUAUCCAUCGUGUUCCUGCUUAUCCCAAUACAUAGGAUCCCCGCCAAAUUGUAGACCUGAGUGUGUUAUUAGCGCUGAAUGUCCAAGCAAUAAAGCUUGUAUGAAUGAAAAAUGUAAAGAUCCAUGCCCUGGUUCUUGUGGAGUUGGAGCACUCUGUACCGUUAAUAGCCAUACGCCUAACUGUUACUGCCCAAGUGGAUAUAUAGGAGAUCCAUUCAAUUUAUGUAUGCUAAAACCACCACAAAACGAUCCAGAAAUACCAAAUAUUGAUCCAUGCUAUCCAGUCGCCUGUGGUCCAAACGCAAAUUGCAACGACGGCGUUUGUACUUGCUUAGUAGAAUAUCAAGGAGAUCCUUAUGUCGGAUGUAGACCUGAAUGUAUAAUAAACGAUGAAUGUCCUAGAAAUAAAGCUUGCAUUAAAUAUAAAUGCAAGGAUCCGUGUCCAGGAACUUGUGGUCAAAAUGCUAUUUGUGACGUUUAUAACCAUAUUCCAAUGUGUAGAUGCCCUGAAGGAAUGUCUGGAAAUGCAUUUAUAGAAUGCAGACCACAGCAAAUUUCUGUGGUACAUGACUAUUGUAAUCCUUCGCCAUGUGGUCCAAACAGUGUAUGUCAAGAAAUAAAUCAACAAAGUGUAUGUUCUUGUAUAGUUGGAUACAUUGGAUCUCCACCAACAUGCCAUCCAGAAUGCGUAGUUAAUUCCGAUUGUAUAUUGAGUAAAGCUUGUAGCAAUCAAAAAUGUCGAGAUCCUUGCCCUGGAACAUGUGGAAUUAGUGCUAAAUGUCAUGUAGUUAAUCAUAAUCCAAUAUGCAGCUGUCCGCCUGGUUUUACAGGCAAUCCAUUUGUGCAAUGCAGUCAAAUACCAAUUAUUGAAGAUGAACCUAUUCGAAACCCAUGUGUUCCUUCACCCUGCGGCCCAUUUUCGCAAUGCCAGGUUCAAGGAACUUCUCCAUCGUGUUCAUGCUUGCCUGAGUAUAUUGGAUCACCGCCAAAUUGUCGACCUGAAUGUGUUAGUAACAGUGAAUGUUCAUAUAAUUUGGCUUGUAUAAAUAUGAAAUGCAAAGAUCCAUGCCCUGGAUUAUGUGGAGAAAACGCCUUAUGUCGUGUUAUCAGUCACUCUCCAAUGUGUUAUUGUGUACAUGGUUAUACUGGGAAUCCAAUGGUUCAAUGUAUGGUCCAACAAGACGCACUUGUAAUAAAAGAUGAUCCACACCCUUGUAUUCCGUCUCCUUGUGGAGCAAAUGCCCAAUGUAGAGAACAAAAUAAUGCUGGCUCUUGUAGCUGUUUGCCUGGGUAUUUUGGAAAUCCAUACGAAGGUUGUAGACCAGAGUGCAUUGUUAAUACAGAUUGCUCACCGAUGAAAGCUUGUAUUCAGUAUAAAUGUCAAAAUCCUUGUCCCGGAACUUGUGGUUUAAAUGCAGAUUGUCAAGUGGUUUACCAUGUUGCAUCGUGCGUUUGUAAUCCAGGUUACACGGGUAACCCAUACCAAGCCUGUAAUUUCAUAAGACCACAAAUUACUCAAAUGGAACCAAUAUACCCAUGUACUCCAUUACCAUGUGGUCCAAAUAGUCAAUGCAAAGAAUUAAAUAAUCAAGCUGUAUGUUCUUGUUUACCAUCAUUUAUCGGAAAUCCGCCUAUGUGCCGUCCUGAAUGUACGACUAGUGCAGAAUGUCCAACAAAUUUAGCAUGUGUAAACAAGAAAUGUGUAGAUCCUUGCCCGGGAGUAUGUGGACAAAGUGCAAAUUGCAGAGUUAUAAAUCACAGUCCAUUGUGUAUAUGCAAUUCAGGAUUCACAGGAGAUCCAUUUUCUAUUUGUUAUCCUAUACAAAAUUCUCCAGAACCUCAACCACAGCCACCGAUAAACCCAUGUAUACCAUCACCUUGUGGUCCUUAUUCCCAAUGUCAAAAUUACGGAGGUUCUCCUUCGUGUACUUGCCUUCCGUCAUACAUAGGAUCUCCACCAAAUUGUAAACCAGAAUGCACAAUCAAUGCUGAUUGUGCAAGUAAUUUGGCAUGUAUUAGAGAGAAAUGUAGAGAUCCAUGUCCAGGUUCUUGUGGUUCUAAUGCGCAUUGUCAAGUGUUAAACCACAUUCCUAUGUGUAUUUGUCCAGAAGGGUAUACUGGAGAUCCGUUUUUGAGCUGUUACAUCAAACCAGCACCACCAAUUCAACAAGCAUCAGAUCCUUGUAAUCCUUCUCCGUGUGGAUCAAAUGCAUUAUGCAAUAAUGGAAUUUGUACGUGUAUUCCCGAAUAUCAAGGUGAUCCCUAUAGCAUAUGCAGACCAGAGUGUGUCCUUAACAAUGAAUGCCCUCAAAAUAAAGCAUGUAUACGAAAUAAAUGUAUGGAUCCUUGUCCAGGAACAUGUGGUCAAAAUGCUUUGUGUGAUGUUUAUAAUCACAUACCAAUGUGUAGAUGUCCUCAAGGAAUGAACGGAAAUGCAUUUAUUGAAUGUUUAACAUAUCAAGCUCCAAUUGAAACAAACCCAUGUCAACCGUCACCGUGUGGUCCCAACAGUCAAUGUAGAGAAGUUAAUGGUUAUUCAAUGUGUUCUUGUCUCACUGGAUAUUUUGGAACACCUCCAACGUGUCAUCCUGAAUGUUCCAUUGAUUCUGACUGUAGUCAAAAUAGGGCAUGUUCAAACCAGAAAUGCCGCGACCCGUGUCCAGGAGCUUGUGGAGAGAAUGCGCAAUGCCACACUAUAAGUCAUAGACCACAUUGUACAUGUCCUCCAGGUUUCACUGGAAAUGCAUUUUCUAGAUGUUACGUACAACAAUUACCGCCAGAACCAAUACGCAAUCCAUGUGUACCUUCACCUUGUGGCCCUAAUUCUCAAUGCCAAGUUAUUGGAAAUUCUCCAUCAUGUUCAUGUGCACCUGACUAUAUUGGUUCGCCACCAAACUGUCGACCAGAAUGUAUCAGUAAUAAUGAAUGUUCUUAUAAUCUUGCCUGCAUUAAUAUGAAAUGCAAAGACCCAUGCCCCGGUUCGUGUGCUUCAAAUGCUAUAUGCAAAGUAAUUAGUCAUACUCCAAGAUGUAGCUGUCCGUCAGGUUAUAAUGGCGAUCCAUUCACGCAAUGCAUAUUACAACAAGCGGAACCAAUUCAAGAAAUAAUAAAUCCUUGUAGACCAUCUCCAUGUGGUCCCAAUGCAUUAUGUAAAGAACAAAAUAAUGCUGGUUCGUGUGUUUGUCUACCAGAAUAUUAUGGAAAUCCUUACGAAGGAUGUCGACCUGAAUGUAUGGUUAAUACAGACUGUAAUGCUAACAAAGCAUGCAUGGCAAACAAAUGUAAAGAUCCUUGCCCAGGAACUUGUGGCAGUAAUGCUAAGUGUCAAACAAUUAACCACAUACCAAUGUGUACGUGUUUACCUGGUUAUGUUGGAGAUCCAUUUAAAUACUGUCAAAUUAUCCAACCACAACAAGUUGAAAUAACACCGAGUUAUCCGUGUAUUCCAUCUCCAUGUGGUCCAAAUAGUUUGUGCAAAGAGAAUAACGGACAAGCAAUUUGCUCGUGCUUACCAUCCUAUAUAGGAACUCCGCCAGGAUGUAGACCCGAAUGUGUCACCAACGCCGAAUGUAUGCAAAACAAAGCAUGUAUUAAUCAAAAAUGUAUAGAUCCUUGUCCAGGAACAUGUGGACAAAAUGCGUAUUGUCAAACAAUAAACCAUCAUCCAAUAUGUAAAUGUAGCCCUGGUUACACGGGUAAUCCAUCUACAUACUGCUCCUUAAUACAACAUGUACCUCAAGACACACCUGUUGUUGUCAACCCUUGCUCGCCUUCACCUUGUGGUCCUUACUCUGAAUGUAUGGCACACGGAAACUCUCCAUCUUGUUCAUGCUCACCGACGUAUGUUGGUAGCCCACCAAACUGUAGACCUGAAUGCGUUGUUCAUGCCGAAUGUGCAAGUAAUAUGGCUUGCAUGAGAGAAAAAUGCAGGGAUCCAUGUCCAGGAUCUUGUGGUUUAGGAUCACAGUGCAAUGUAAUUAAUCAUGUACCAAUUUGUACAUGCCCAACUGGUUAUACAGGGGAUCCAUUUGUCAGCUGUUAUAUAAAACCAAGCCCACCGCCGAAGCCACAAUACAUAGACCCGUGUAAUCCAUCUCCAUGUGGACCAAGUGCUACAUGCAAUAAUGGAAUUUGCUCAUGUAUACUCGGAUAUCAAGGGGAUCCCUACCGUGGUUGUCGACCAGAAUGUGUUUUGAAUGAAGAUUGUGCUAAAGAUAAAGCAUGUGUGAAAAAUAAAUGUGUUAAUCCGUGUAUAGGCACUUGUGGAAAUAAUGCUAUUUGUGAAGUUUUUAACCACAUACCAAUGUGCCAUUGUCCAUCUGGAAUGACAGGAAAUGCUUUUAUCACAUGUCACCAAAUAGUAUUACAAGAACCAGUGGUACGAAAUCCUUGUUCACCUUCGCCUUGUGGUCCAAAUAGUCAAUGUCGAGAUGUGAACAAUCAACCGAUUUGUACAUGCUUACCUACUUUCUUUGGUUACCCUCCCAAUUGUCGACCAGAGUGUACAGUUAAUUCGGAUUGUUCUAUGAGCACCGCUUGUUUAAAUCAACGGUGUAGAGACCCGUGUCCGGGAACUUGCGGCAUGAGUGCAGAAUGUCAAGUCAUAAAUCAUAAUGCAAUAUGUAGUUGUCCACUACAUUUUACAGGAGAUCCAUUUUCGAAAUGCUACUAUCCAGUUGUAUCGAGACCACAACAAGAUCCAAUAAACCCUUGCGUACCAAGUCCGUGUGGACCUUACUCGGAAUGCCGUGUUACUUCAAACACUUACACGUGCACAUGUUUACCAAACUACCAAGGUUCACCUCCACAGUGUCGUCCAGAAUGUAUUUCAAAUAGCGAUUGUAGAUAUAAUUUAGCAUGUAUCAAUAUGAAGUGCAAGGACCCGUGUAUUGGUUCGUGUGGUUUAAAUACUGAAUGCCAUGUUUAUAACCAUAUACCUCAAUGUACUUGUCUUCAAGGAUUUGUUGGAAAUCCUUUCAUAUCAUGUCAUAUUCAUCAAAAACCGCCUGUUCAACCAACACCAACAUCACCGUCAGAUCCUUGUUACCCCUCACCGUGUGGAUCUAAUGCUAGAUGUCGAGUUGAGAACCAGAAUGCCAUUUGUGAAUGUUUACCAGAAUAUCAAGGAAAUCCGUACGAGUCUUGUAGACCAGAAUGUCUUGUUAGUUCUGAUUGUACCAUGAACAAAGCUUGCAUUAGAAAUAAAUGUCAAGAUCCGUGUCCUGGCACAUGUGGCAUAUCUGCUAUAUGUUUUGUAUCAAAUCAUAUACCAAUAUGUUCAUGUCCAGAAAGUUUAACUGGUGAUCCAUUCCAAAUGUGUCAUCCAAUACCAGUUAGAGAUCCGGUUCCAUCUGAUCCGUGCAUCCCAUCACCUUGUGGACCAAAUACUCGUUGCCGCGUAAUGAACGGUGCGGCUAUUUGCGAAUGUUUACAAGGAUAUGAAGGAUCUCCGUCAACUAGUGGAUGCCGACCUGAAUGUGUGAUUAGUCCUGAUUGUCCUCGUAACAGAGCUUGCGUGAACAAUAAAUGUGUUGACCCGUGUAUUGGAGUAUGUGGGUAUGAAGCAAUUUGUCAAACUAUUAACCACAGCCCAGUCUGUUCCUGUCCACCACCCACUAUUGGAGAUCCAUUCGUUGAAUGUAAACAACAACCAGCUUUGCCAAGUGAUCCAUGUAACCCAUCCCCAUGCGGUAGCAAUGGUCAAUGUAGAGUAAUUGGAAAAGUUGCAUCUUGUAUUUAUCCGGAGUGUAUUAUUAACCAAGACUGUCCAAGAGAUAAGGCAUGUUUCACACAGAAAUGUCAAGACCCAUGUCGAGAUGUUUGUGGAUUAAACGCUAUUUGUCAAGUAGUAAAUCACAAUGCUUUAUGUUCAUGUCCUCCGGGAUACUAUGGAGAACCAAAACAACAAUGUAUAAUACAACGAUCACCAGAACCUAAACCAGAAUGUACUGCUGAUAGUGAAUGUUCCAAUGACAAAGCGUGUAUAAAUUAUGUCUGUAAAAACCCAUGUCAAGAAUCACCAACUACUUGCGCGAGAAAUGCAUUAUGCUACGUUCAGCAACACAGAUCAGUGUGUGUGUGCAAAGAUGGAAUGACUGGAAAUGCUCAAAUACAAUGUGUAGAAAUUGGUUGUCGUGCUGAUACCGAUUGUCCACCAGAAAAAUCAUGUGUUAACGGAGAUUGUAUUAGCCCAUGUACUUACACCCAUUGUGGUAUUAACGCACUAUGUCGAACUGAUGGGUACCAUAGAGCGCGAUGUUAUUGCCCUCCCGCGUAUGAAGGAGAUCCAUUCGUAGAAUGUAGAAGACCAGAAUGCGUGGUCGAUUCAGACUGUCCAUCAACAUUAGCUUGCAGAAAUCAACAUUGUCAAAGUCCAUGUGAUUGUGCCCCAACUGCGCUAUGUAAUGUAGUAAACCACGUGGCCGCAUGUAGAUGUCCACCGGGUUACAUAGGAAAUCCUCAUACGUCUUGUACCUUAACUCCACUUGCUAUUCCACCUCAGUGCACAAUGGACUCCGACUGUGCUAGUAAAUUGGCAUGUUUCAACGGUCAAUGCAAAAAUCCAUGUUAUGAAAUAAAACCAUGUGGUCCGAAUGCGGAGUGUAUUGUAGUAGAUACGUUACCUCACAGAACUAUGUCAUGCCAGUGUAUUCCAGGUUAUGUUGGCGAUGCCGACAUUCAAUGUAAACUAGGUGCUCCGUCAUCGGUAGGUUGUACCUCCAAUGACGAAUGUCAACCAACAGAUACAUGCUUAAACCGUCAAUGUGUUAAUCCAUGUACUUUAUCCAACCCUUGUUCGUCUACUGCGCUGUGCACAAUCAAUAAUCACAAAGCUGUUUGUAAAUGUCCAGAUGGCCUUUCUGGUGAUCCAUUCAUCAGUUGUUACAAAGUACCAAUACUGGCUACACCAGAAUGUACAACAGAUUCUGAAUGCCCAAGUUCUAAAAUAUGUGCCAACCAAUUUUGCCAAGACCCAUGUCAAAUAUCAAAACCAUGUGACCCUACCGCUGAAUGUGUUACAAUUAACCACCGACCAAUUUGUAAUUGUCCAAAUGGAUGGGCAGGAAAUCCUCAAAUUCAGUGUUAUAAACCGGGUUGCAAGACUGAUAGCGAUUGUGUUUAUGAUAAAGCAUGCAUUAACAGCAAUUGUUUGAACCCGUGCUCUACUCAGAGUUGUGGUCAUGGAGCUGAUUGCAUUGUACAAACUCACAAAGCCCAUUGCAUCUGUCCGGCUGGUACACAAGGUUCACCAAUGGUAUCCUGCGUAUCAGUAGUGUGCCAAUAUAAUGAAGACUGUGCAGACCAUGAAGCAUGUGAUAGAUUAAACAGAAGAUGUAGACCUGUAUGUGAACAAGACACUUGUGCUGAGCAGGCAACAUGCCUAGCCCAAGCUCACCAACCAACAUGUACAUGUCUGAAUGGCUUCCAAGGAAAUCCUUAUAUUGAAUGCAUUGAAUCGAGAGUACCAUCAAUAACUCCUGAGUGCACAACUGAUUCUGACUGUCCAUCACAACAUGCUUGUGUAAAUCAGAGAUGUCAAAACCCUUGUACUAUUUCUGUUCUUUGUUCACCAGAUCAAGAGUGUCAUGUUCAAGACACAGUCCCAUACAGAACUGUUAUGUGUCAAUGUAGAUCAGACACUGUAGCCACCAUCGAUGGCCGCUGCAAACCAAUAGUUCCCAUUACUCCUCAAUGUAAAAGCGAUCAAGAAUGUCAAUUAUCAGAAAGAUGUGUAAAUCAAGGAUGCAUAGAAGCAUGCCGAAUCGACCCAUGUGGUAUAAACGCACAAUGUAUCUCACAAAACCACCAAGCUGCGUGUUCAUGUCCACCAGGAUAUACAGGCAACCCACACACAGAAUGCUCACUUCAACAAUCGAUACCAAUAUUGCCACCUUCGCCAGAAUGUACGAAAAACGACGACUGUGCGUCUGACACAACAUGUGUCAACCAAAGAUGUAUUAGUCCAUGCACUUUAGGAGACAGUUGUGGCCGUGGAUCAUUCUGUCAUACUCAAAACCACCAACCUGUUUGCAGAUGUCCCAACGGUUAUAUCGGUGAUCCUCGCAUAGCGUGCACUCCACCAUCAUCGGUUCCAACUGUUGGAUGUGUAUCAAGCACUGAUUGUAGUUCAGAAGAAUCAUGUAUCAACAGAUUGUGUGUGAAUCCGUGCAAUUGCGGACCCAACUCAGAUUGUAAAGUUAAUAAUCACUAUCCUAGUUGUAUUUGUAAGCCAGGGUAUUAUGGAAAUCCCCAACAAGGCUGCAUAAAAAUGGGAUGUACUUCAGAUGACCAAUGUGCUUACGAUAAACAAUGUUAUAACGGCGAAUGUGUUCCACCGUGUUUAUUGAGUGAUCCUUGUGCACCGACUGCUAAAUGUUAUGGUGACAAUCACCGGGCUGCAUGCCAAUGUCCUCCAGGUUACUUCGGAAAUCCGUUCGAGAAAUGUGAAAGAACUGAAUGUACAUACGAUGUAGACUGUCCGUCAGAUCGCAUGUGCUUCGAUCAACAUUGUAUCAAUCCAUGCACAGAACAUGGUACUCCGUGUGCAUCAAACGCCAUUUGCUCUGUCAGAAACCACGCCGCAACAUGUAGAUGCCCAGAAAACUUACCGAUGGGAGAUCCAAAUACUUAUUGUGAACGUUUACCACCACCUCUGUUCGGCGAACCAGAAUGCAAAAUUGAUGUUGACUGUGCCAGUCGUCUUGCAUGUAUCAAAGAAAAAUGUGUGAAUCCGUGUCAAGAAAUUAAGCCAUGUUCGAAUAGUGCUACGUGCACGGUCUUGGACAGUGUACCAGUUAGAACAAUGACAUGUACAUGUUCCGAAGGAUGGGUACUCGAUGAAGGUGGCGAAUGCAGACCAGUAAUUGUUUCUUCACCCCCUGGUUGUACUUCCAACGAUGACUGUCCGUCAAAUGAAGCAUGUCUUAAUAGACAAUGCCGUAAUCCUUGCAAUUGUGGUACAAACGCCCAAUGCUUCGUUCAAAAUCAUCAUCCAGUUUGUUCUUGCUUGGAAGGUUACGAUGGAAAUCCAAACUUUGCGUGUAGAAUAGUGGGAUGUAAGAGAAAUUCCGAAUGUGAAUCCGGCAAGGCCUGUAUCAACGGUCAUUGUCUAAAUCCAUGUAUAGUAGAAGAUCCAUGUGGCCCGAAUGCUGAAUGUUUCACGGUCGCAAGUCGCCCCGAGUGUCGGUGUAAGAGUGGUUAUCGUGGUAACCCAUACGAUAGAUGCCUGGUGAUUGGUUGCCACAGCAAUAACGACUGUCCCAAUGAUCGAUCGUGCAUCAAUGGGCAGUGCAUCAAUCCGUGCGUGUACGAACACCCGUGUUCGUCGCAAGCCGAGUGCAAAGUACAAAACCAUUUCGCUCUGUGCCGUUGUCCUCCAGGAAUGGUAGGCAAUCCGUAUGUGGCCUGUAGACAGGAAGCACAACCUGAAUGUAAGGAAGACGCCGACUGUCCAUCGCUGUUGGCCUGCUUUGACAAUGUGUGUCGUAACCCGUGCACCACGCUGGAACCGUGCAAGCGACCAGCCGAGUGCGUGGUAAUCGAUUCGCUGCCAGUCAGGACCAUGAUUUGUGAAUGUCCAAGCGGUUACGUAAGCAGCGGCAGUGGUACCUGCAAGAUAACGCCACCAAUGACGGCUGUAGCUUGUACCGCGGACACACAAUGUCCAUCGGACAGAGCUUGCCUGAAUGGUAGAUGCAUCGAUCCUUGCAACUGCGGACCGAACUCCGAGUGUAGAGUGUGGGACCACAAGCCAGUUUGCUCUUGCCUGGCCGGAUUUGACGGCAGCCCGGAGAUCGACUGUUCGAGAGCCGGUUGUCGAAGCGAAUCCGACUGUUCUGGUCAACACACCUGCGUCAACCGUAUUUGUGUGGCCGUUUGCGCCGCAGACGGUAGUAGUUGUGGCACAGCAUCCGAAUGUUACGGCAUCAACCAUCAAGCCGUGUGUGAAUGUCCGCCCGGAAUGGCCGGAAAUCCGCAAAUAGCCUGCGUGGUCGCCGGCUGUCGGUCAGACUCAGAUUGUCCCAGCGACAAGGCAUGCAUAAACACCAAAUGUAUCGAUCCAUGCACUAGAAAUAAUCCAUGCGUCAAGCCAGCUGAGUGUACGGUGUACAACCACCGCACUGAUUGCGCUUGUCCACCAGGUUAUAUCGGAAACGCUGGAACUACUUGCAAACAGAUCGAAGCUGGAUGUCAAAGCGAUUCCGAUUGUCCAUCACAGACGGGUUGCAUUAACAAACUAUGCGUGAGCCCAUGUGAUGCUUCAUCGCCGUGUGGAAUAAACUCGAAAUGCAAAGUCCUUGACACCUUCCCCAUAAGAACGAUGACGUGCGAGUGUCUACCGGGCACUCAAGGAAAUGCAGCCAUACGAUGUGACGAAGUUUCAAAAUGUCCAAUUGACAAAGGCUACGUGAGAAACGAUGAUGGAGAAUGCGUUUGUCCACCGGGCACAGCCCUGAACCAAGAAGACGAAUGCCGUAGGUGCGUAGUCGAACUGGGAUACAAGAUCGAUGAACGUGGCCAUUGCGUGUGCGCUCUGGAUAGAGGGUUGAUCAUUGACGAAAGAGGACGUUGCAUAUGUCCGACCGAACACGGUUACAGUUUGAACAUCUAUGGACAAUGUGUACCGAGUAUGUAGACGAACAAAUGUUAUGAUAACAAUAAUUAAACCAUUUUUUAAAUUAAUACUAUCACCCCGUUUUGUUGAUUUACUUUAUUGAAACUAUAUGAAAAACAAUUUACAGAAAACACAACACAACUUAGAACGGACUUCCCGAGACCGGACAUGGUUGUCACAUGUUUGUCCGACGGAGUGCAAGUUGAAAUCCAUAUAACAGAAAAAGGAUUUAACGGAGUGCUUUACGUGAAGGGUCACAGUAAGAAUGAACAGUGUAGAAGGGUCGUAUCGAUGGCGCCAGACUCGCCGCCCAGAACAGAAAUAUUCAAAGUGAACUUUGGAAACUGUGGACUUAUACACAUCAACGGCCAGGCCAGUUUUGUAUUAGUCAUACAGAAACAUCCGAAAUUGGUGACUUACAAAGCCCAAGCCUAUCACAUACGAUGCGUGUACAACACCGGAGAACAGAACGUCACGCUCGGUUUUAACGUAUCCAUGUUGACCACAGCUGGUACGAUAGCGAACACCGGACCGCCGCCUACGUGUCUGAUGAAGAUCGUUACGCACACUGGUCAAGAAAUCGACUCAGCCGAAAUCGGUGACAACUUAAUGCUACAAGUGGACGUCCAACCGUCGAGCAUCUAUGGAGGAUACGCCAGAAGCUGUGUGGCGAAAACGAUCGAAGACAAUGUCGAGAACGAGUACAUUGUAACCGACGAGAAUGGAUGCGCGACCGACCCGACGAUAUUCGGCGAGUGGGACUACAACGCGGAUACCCAAUCUCUGUUGGCCGGUUUCAAUGCAUUCAAAUUCCCAAGUUCCGACAACAUACGAUUCCAGUGUAACAUACGCGUGUGCUUCGGCAAAUGCCAACCGGUGAAUUGCCGCGGAUACAACGCAUUUGGAAGACGCAGGAGACGUGAGAUAUCUAAAAAUAACAACGAACCAGAUGACGAUGCACUUGAGUCCGUCCAGCGAGGACAGCUGAGAGAAGAGAUCACAAUCGAGUCGAACGCCAUUUUAACGUUCGAACGCAGGGAAGAACGAUUGAUGGAUCCGACUGAAGCUCCGAUUAUUCAACCCGCCGAGGACAUUUGCGUGUCAGUCAUCGGACUCAUUGUGGCCCUCGUCAUUACCGCCCUGCUCGCACUGGUGGCCGUAGCCGUGGCUGUUUCGUGUUGGCUGAUGGCCUACAGGCGAACGCCGAACGUCAACGGUCCACUACCGCAUCCAACUCAAGUGCCGAAUCCGAUGUUCAUGAAUCACGACCGGACAUCUUCCGAACCGUCGCCUGAUUACCUGACAUGAUGAACACAACGAAGACUAAAACGACGACGAUUUUUGUAAUUCCGUCGUCGUUUACAUAAUUUACCUAUAAAUUUUAUUAUUUUACAUAAAAAAAAUAUAUUGUCAUACCUUACCGCCCUCUUCCCCGCAUAACAGUCGGGUCGUAAGCGCCUAACACAUUAUAUUAUUAUUAUUAUAUUAUUUUUAUUAUUUUAUAAAUACCUAUACACUGUUUUACGACUGUUAAUCGUUUGCCAUGUUUUGCGCUCGACAAAAUUCUCACGGGCCUUUAAUUAGCUGCAGACACUCGUCGUUAAGAUUAAAAAAAAAAAACAAUAAUGAAUACAUUUAAAAAGUACACGUCGUAAUAAUGACACAAUCUAAAAGACUUUGGGUUGGGAAAAACGUAACAAAAAGGGUACCUUUCAAAUUGUAACGAAUAUAUUAUUAUCCGAUUAUGUAUAACGAGACGACGAGUGUUCCCCGAUUAAAGGCCUUUCUGUGAACUAGACGCGAUAUAAUUAGUCAAAACUACUCAAUUAAAACGUAAAUAAUUAUUUCUAACGUACAUAAUAUUGUUAUUUAUGUUUUAAUUGUUGUAUGGACAUCUCUUCCGAACGCUUACACUGCGAGUUUCGUGGCUCAAUUAAAUAGGUAUCUCACGCACAAACGCAUAGUGUCAUUAUUGAAAAAAAAAAUAUAUUAUACAUUUAUUAGAAUAAUUACAAUCCGAUGACGUGUUGUGCAAUAAUGACAUUUCUUCGAUUAGGUAACGUUUGAAGUCGUAAGCUUUCGGAAGACUUGUUCAGUAUUAGUUUUAAGGUAUAUAUGUGUGUGUGUGAGUGUGUGUGUGUGUGUGUGUGUGUGUGUGUGUGUGUAAUAUAUUAGAAUUAAAUUUGUAUAAUCGUUUAACAUUUUAAUCGAAUGUUGUGUAUGAAAGUGUGAUAUAUUACGAAUAACUAUUAAUUUAUUAACAAAAUAAAUAAUUAAAAAAAAAAAAAAUUAACUUCCUAAAUAAACAUAUUAUUUUCAGUCAUUAGAAAAUUGUUAAAAAUGACUAAUUUUAUAUACAUAUAUAUUACUCCUACUUAAAUCAAAACUGUUUAGUAUUCUUUUCAAGUCAUUAAUUAACAAAUUUAGGCUCUAGAAUAAAUUUAUAUAUUACUGUAACUAGCUGUAAGUACCAUUUAAGAUUGUCUUUUAUUGGAAUAAAAUACUAUAACAUUUUAACUUAAUAUUUCGGUAUUGCAUUUUACAAACAUUGU